AUGGCGCGCAACGUUCGUGAAUUCGUACGGCGAAUUUCCUCCCAGGAUUUGGAUCAGUACCCGGAAUGGGACCUUACGGUGAGUUGCCUCAUUCUCAAUAGAAUUGCUGAAUAAAAUGAGGGACAUUCGAGGAUAGCGUAUAUCACCUAGCGAACAGACUAAUAAACCCACAUCGUCUUGAUCGUUUUUGAAAUAGUUUCACACCUUUCCGUUGUUGUUGUUGUUGUUGCUCGAAGUGAUACAAUGGUAGGACUGACUUACACGGACGUCUUAGUGAGACAUGUGAACAGGAACCGUCUGCAAUACCGGUUGACUUUGAGCCAGUGAAAUUAGGGUCAGAUUUAAGGUUAGAGUUAAGUUAAGGACUAGGUUUAAGGUUAGAUUUAAAGUUAACGAUAGCGUAAGCCAGGACCAAGUUAAGGGUUAGGGUGGGAAUUAAUGUUAACUGCAGAGUUAAGACCUAGGGUAGGAUUAUGGUCAAGAUAAGGACAACAGCUUAGUUUCAUAAUGGGAUUAUUGUGAGGGUAAGACUAUGGAAUUAUUUUGCUCUUUCUAGAAUUACGCGCAGGUCCACCUUUAUUACUUGGACAGGACGUACUUAUUCCAGUGCUCUGCUUAGAUGGCCAUAUAAGUCAAACUGUGUGUCAUCUAGGUCACUUAGUCUUCACUAUAUCAAUGUGGCCACUCCAACUUCAAGAUACUUCGGUUGUCGCACCACUGAAAAAAAUUCUGGACUAGAUCGCAGUUGGUAGCCAGGAAUGGGGAAGCGGACGGCGACCUAACCCUAAUCUUACCUUAACCCUAACCUCAGCCUUAAACCUUAAGCGCUAACCCCAACGGCAAGCCUAACCCUAACCCUAACCGAAAUCGUAAAAGUAACCGUAGCCCUUAGGCAUAGCUGUAGCUGAAAAACCUAACCGUAAUACUGAAACAUAUUCGUAUGCUCAAACCCUAACCGUAACCCCGAAACAUAAGCCUAAAGGCAUAACCGUAACCCGAAAAUCGGAAACCAUUAACCGGUACCCUAAUCCUAACCUCAAACAAAAAAAGGAGGCCAAAUAGGGUCAGGUGUGAUUAUGGAGCCCCACAAAAUAGCCCCAGUAAACAACCCGCCUCCCCGCCAUCUGUAAUACAGGGCCUGGCUACCAACUGCGAUCUAGCCAAAUUCUGUUCUUCAGAUAAGAACGGAUUUGCUUUUAUGAAUUACAGAACGAAAUAGAUUAGAUUUCGUAGGCCAAUCGAAACUAUCGCAGCUUACUUUUCGGCAUAAAGGCAUAAAAAUGAAGUUGUGAAGGUUUGGGCAUUGUACGUCCUCCGGUUGAUAUAGAGGUACCCACCUGAGUUGACAGCUCAACUCGUCAGCAUUGCAGAUCAGUCAGAAGCGCUUGCAUUUUAUCUUCUGUUCCUAUUUUGCUUCACACACACACGCAUCCCUCUCCCUUGCCCUCUCAAAAAAGAAACCACUCCCGCGCUUGCCUGUGCCGGAGCUGCGAACAACGCUGAAUCGCUAUCUCGGUGUUGUUGCCCCGAUUGUCGACGAGGAGGCCUUCAAGCACACUCGACAACUCGUCACUGAGUUUGCGCGCUCAGGCGGAGAGGGGGAGGAGUUGCAGGCGGCCCUUCAAGCCCAUGCAAAGACUCUCAUCAACUGGGUGAGUCCGAGUCUGCUCUCCACUCCACUGCCCGCACACCCCCCCCCCAGCGCCCACUUCCACCGCCUGUGAGAUGAGGCUUGUUUAGAUGAUUUGCUGAAGUGCGGCUUUAUGUGAGUCUGGCCGGCUCGUCGGAGCGAAACUCUCUGCAUGGUGGAGCCAUCCGGGAGGAUCUGUCCGUGUACGAAAGCAGGGGUUGUUUCAAGGACAACUGAGUGUUUUUUAUCGUUUUUUGUACUUGUGUGAUAUCUGACCCUCCUCUGCGAUUGCCGAAUGCGACGAAGGUCAUGAACCAUGGGCUGAACUCUCAGAGCACUCGCCAGCGUCGAAUGUAGUUCCAGGGCGCGAUGUAGACGGAAGGCUUUUGCCUUUCGCGUAUCUUUACGGCAACCGUUCCAGUUGGUGUCAGGAAAAAUGACGUCAAACAAGUAGUGAACUUUCUGAAGUUUAUUUCCGAUGCUUGGUCAACUUUCCUCGUAUUUCAGGCAGGGAAUAUUAUGCAUCUACACUUGUUGUGUUCAUUUGAUGGAAAUUCCCCUUUCUGAAGAAUAUGUUUUCGAUAGGGUACUGUCUUAUAAUUACAAACAAACUAUACAAUUACAGCCUGCAUGCGACGUAGCACAGCCGCACUGGAGACUGUUGCUUUUACAGGUAUAUGGGUGAAGUCUUAUCGACUGCAAAGUUGUGUAGACACCAAAGGCCAGCCUCCAAGACACAAGCGCGCAUCCUAUACUGUGCCCGCCUUCAGCGUAAGUGAAACUGAGGGUUUUUUUAAGAUAAAUCGGGAUUUCUUCUUUGGAGGGAGCUCUGUCAUCUAGCUCAGAAAAACUUGUAAUUAUGAGAAGAUUUUAGACGCUGAUAUGAUCGCUCGGUUGGUGUUUCAUAGUUACGAAAGGAGUAUACUGACGGAGCCUUAUCCCUCGCAGCAUUGCCUAAGCGGCCCCGUUCUGGAAGUGCAGGCGUGCAUAUUACCUCGGCUUAUAAGAAUACACACACUAUAUGUAAUUGGUCAACCGGAAGCGUGGGUGAAAACGAAGGGUGUGUUUAGCACUGUAUGGGAAUUAGUAAACGCCCUCUUUAAAACAGAAAAACAUUUCCUUAAAGUGGACCAUGCGAAGAAGGCGGAAUUUCCUAGGAAGAAAUGGCGAGACACGGGAAUAGGAGCUCCCCUGUAGUAAGGGUGGCGUUUCAUUAAAUUUCAGGGAGUUUAUGGUUAGAGUUAGGUUUUGGGUUAUGGUUCAGGUCAAGGUUAGUGUUAGGUCACGCGGAUCUAGUGCAAGGUCAUCGGUAUUACCGAUGGGGUUCCCACUUCAGUGUUCUGCAGAGGACAGAACCAAAUAGAUAGUUUUGUGCUUGUCGCUCAGAAGAUAUGAUUGGAUUUCACCAGAUGUUUAAAACCAAAAGGAAAAGGCCAACUUGCAUACGUAAUGACUGGCACACGUUACCAACAGUGUACCCAGCUGAAAUCCUCUCUUCUGACAUAUAUGAAUAACCCAGGGCUUAGGUUUUAUAUUUGUUGCAAGUGAAACCCGGGGGUAACAAUGGCAGUCAGUGCUUCACAAGUUUAGGCACAUAGUGUGUCAUUAGAAGCACUCUUUGUAAAAAACACGAGGACAGCCCUAUAUGCUGGUCUGUUUUACCCGGAGUUUCUAUUCAGCAACUUCAUUGUCAUUAUGAUGCGGCCCAGAACGAAUCCGAAAUGUCAGAUGGACAACGUUCCUGUUGAAGCGAUCGAGUCGCUUUCUUCAGAUUUGUAUAUAUUUCAUCCUCCUCCUUGUGAAGGCCGCUAAUUAAUGGGAGAACAUGUAGACAAGAGAGGCUGUCAGAAUCUCUGGCAGCAGUCAAACUUCAAAAUUGCAACUUCCCGCACCGAGUCAGCUGCAAUAGGGAAUGGCAUCGAGCAUAUCUAGUUUAGUUGGACUGCUGGAAUGUGAGGCCCGGUUUGGGUUUACGCAAGUCGUGUGAUCCAGCUAAGAGUAAUCAAAAAACCAGUGCAAUUGGUCAACGAACACAUAAGAAUUAAGACAGUCAUUUUUGACUUGCUCACUGUCGUCAGCUGGAUAGACAAAUGUGAUCCAUCCCCUUGUCGUCGGCAAUUCAACCGGGAAUCAAUGUCCGGUGGAUUGAUCUAAAUUCCCUCUUCUGCCAAUUGACAUCUGGAACUGUAGCGGUCUGCAGCAAUGAGACACCUAAUCCGAUCAAACGGGAGUCUUCAGCAAGAAAGAGCAGUUUGGCGAAAUAUCUUCGUGAGAUGUAGAAGGCGGCCAAUUCCAGCAGUAAAGUACUCUAUUCCACCAUGUCUCGAAGGGGCUCUCCGUCUUUUUCGCCUCAGAGUUUGUACUUAGUGGCUUUGGACAUGGGCCUGGUCAUAAAGAUGUAUCGCUACAGUACUUAGAAUCUCGAGGUUUGCAAGGUCUGCUGAGAGAUUUAUCUUAGGAAAAUGUGGGGCUAGCAAUCAAUGGACUUCCGACUGUUCCUCUUCUCUAGAAAUCAUCCAAAGUUUCGAGGAGCACUUUUUGCGCUCAGAGACCAGAUGUCAAGAGGAGGUCCCCUUUUGUCCCAUCAUGUCCUAGGUUUUCUUUGGACUGCAGGCAGACAGGGUUCUUGAGCUACGGCUUGUUGAAAUUGAUUUUUUUGGGAACUGUAUGAGAUAUUUGUACAUCUAAGCUGUUUAAAAUUUCUAUCUAAAGUCAUCACUUAAGUUAAAUGCGUACGGAAAAAAUGUACGAGUCUGUACGAGUCUGAAAGCUCAGGACAAUAAACACAGUGUUCCGGUGCUCGACUUUUCUUCUUCUUCACUUAUCUUCAUGAUAGGUCUUUGGAUGAAUUGCAUUUGUUCUUACAUUUCUUGCAGAGUAGGUUCUUUUGGGACACUUAUGCAGUCAUAGAUGUCGAAAAACAGUUUCUUUGGCGCCGUCUCUGUUGUUUCCGUAGAGCUCUGCUCAUCAGAAUAGUGGUGGAAUCAUUGGUUUUUAGUGUUUUGCGGGCGAUCAGGGCCAAACUUCCGGUAGUGCCCAUUUUUGUUGGUUCAAGGUAGACAGUAACGAGACAGUUUUAAAAUCUGCCAGCUGAGUUACGUAUCGCGGCUCGUAAGAGCGAAAUCACAGACAUAUUUCACCCUAUGGUGAAAGGGUGUUAACCAAUCGGGUUACGUGACCUGACUAUCCCGUUGUACCCUGGAGCCCCGCAGACAGUCGACUAUGAACCAGUAAUAUAUGCAGGGAAGGGAGUACCUAAAAUGACAAGGAAGUCGCCUAGAGUUGGGCCUGACUGACUGGUGACGACCAAUAAGCCAGAAAUUGUCCCCUCAGACGCUCUUUACUGUCAUUUUCAAUAACUUCGGUCUCCGCCAUCCGAGCGUGCAUUUGUAGCUCGACUUCGACUUCAGUGCACUAGCUCUCUCCAGACCGAAACUGCUUGGCUGUUGGGGUAGGAUUCUCACCAGUGGUCAACCAAAUGCCGCUACCGUUUGGAAAAGGACAUCUUACAGGUUUUUGUUUUGACGAAAACCCAGAUUUUUACCACAAGUUAUUUUGGAGUCGCGUACUUAAUAUUUCAAUCCCGCCCAAUCAAAAUCGCAUUUGCAACUAAUGAGGCUUGGGUGUAUGAGUGCGAGCUCAUUACCUCCAUGUUCACGGCUUUUGCAUAGCAGACGAUCCUACCACACCAAAACAACCAUUUGUCCUCCCCUUAAGAAGACGAAGUCAAUGGAUACAUGCUGCCACCAGCUGUACCGGUUAUUAAAUAGCUGAUGAUUGAAUCGUCGCAAUUUUGCCCUCCCGAAUAUUGACAGGACUAUUUUGGCCAAGUUUGCCUGAAAACUACUGGUUCCAUUCUUUCGAAAGUUGAUCCUAUUUUCAUCGCUCAGUGGGGCCUCCUUCUCUUAAUUUGUCCAUGUGCUUUUCUGUCAUUCAGGCAACUCCGUGGUGGUUGGUGGAUAUGUACCUCAAAAAUCCUCUACCACUACCGGUCAAUUCAAAUCCGGGCAUGGUUUUUCCUCGACAUCACUUCAUCAGCGCUCGACAACAGCUCAGGUAAUGCCCACUGCACGCCGUAAACUCAGUUUUGAUGCGUAUUGGUGCCGGGGCUUGUUAUAACUGGCCGAAAAGCGUAUCGUAAAGCUCCACGGAACUACUCUUUACUCAUCAAUCUAUCGUUAAUAAAUGCAGGUAGGCUGUUCUAUUAUAAACCUACUGGACACACUGUGUGCAGUUGACGGUCGAAGGCGGUCUACUUAUUGUAGCGGCGUAGGCAGUGUCUUGCAGCAGUGACCACACGCCGACUGAUUGGCCUGUUAACGAUGUAUCUUGGAGGCUCCUUCCUUGCGAGCCACACACAUCCUCCAAGACUGGUUUCCGGCGGUCUCCUCAGCAAAAUAAGCCUCUUAAAACGACUUCUCAGAGCUCUGGACUGAGACGAGGUGGUACCAUGCGUGCAGGACCGUUUGGCCUUGUUUAGUUUCCGAGGAAAUUGGUGCACGAACUUGAAGUAAAUCCUUCAGAACAGACCUUUUUUAGACUCGGUCCGAGAGCUGAUAUGAAUAUUCGAGCUGAAAUUCAUCACCUACUGCGGAAUAACCGCGUAAUAUCUACAAACCGCCAACAGGCAGCCAGCAGUAUAAAAUUAUGUGAUUAUUUACCACGCUGACAGCACAAGUAAUGACUAAAGGCCCGUGGUACCUAGUACAAUAUGCUAUCAGUGCGGUAAAUAAUCACAUACAGUAGAUGUACCAACUCGUGUAAUGUUAAAUGAAAUUCUGAAGUAGCUUUUCGAAACGAAAAGAUUACUUAAGUAGGGUUUCAAUACUAAUUACCAUGCAGUAUAAUCCCAUAAUAAUUCAGUUACUUCAAGAUACCUGCUUUUGAAUGAACUUCCUUUUAGCCGUCUGCAAAAACUAUACACUGUAAAAAAUGACUACUUAAGUAGCGUGAAUUUUUCCCAUUUAUCUGUGAUCCCCUUAUAAAUCCAAAUAUAUUUCAUAGAAAACAUGCAUGAAAAUAUUCAUUCUUACACUCAUAUGAAAGAAAAUUACAUCUUCUUUAAAUUUAUUUCUGAAAAAGUUUAUAAUUCGGUUUUACAAAAGUUUCUAAUUAUGAGAUUCUUAAGGCUGUAAAAUGCCCGCUCAUAAAACGUCCUGCCCUAGCAUUUACUAUGAUUGCAUGUGAAGUUUACAAUAUGGCUGAAAUCCACUGUUAAAUUUCAUGAACCCAUAUCUAGUCGCCUCUUAAUACUGUAUAGAAAUGUAUGAUUUUUCGUGCACACAAAGUUUACGGCUUGUAGUUUCGAAACCCUGACUGCAAAGUUAACGGCAGUCGAGUUCAAAAUUAGUCGGGAAUUAUAUGAGUGUUUAAAACUAAUUUUUACUCUUCUGUCAAGCAUAAAAUUUAAAGGAGACGUAAUUUUCUUCCAAAUGAGUAAAAUAAUGAAUACUUUCAAGCAUGUUUUCCAUGCUGCAUGGUGAUUAGUGUAGCAACCCUACUUAAGUUGUCUUUCCGAGUCGAAAACGCAUUUCAGAAUUUCGGUUAAAAUUUCAUGAGUUAGCACGUCUACUCUAGUUGUAAAAAACUGGCUGCCUCUUGGCACGUUUUGAAUAUUGCGCGGUUAUUUCGCUGUAGGUAAUGAAUUUCAGCUCAAAUAUUAACAUCAACUUUUGAACCAAGUCUAAAAAGGUCUGUUCAGAAGGACUUACUCCAAGUUCGCGCAUUACUUUCCUCGGAAAUCAAACAAGACAGGAUGAAGACUGGAGUUCAUAUUACCGGAAAACACAUGGGAACACUGAAGGACCCACUGAUGAGCCAAACUCCUCGCAGCUGCUUCAGGCAGCGGCACAAGACCAGCAAAGCACGCGUGUCCGGGCUUUUAGCCACUACCUGUGCUGUGUUCAUUUAAUUUUCUCUCUGUAAAGAGGUGUCCUCUUACGAUAGGUGGAACCACAACUUUGGUUUCAGACUUCGCACAUUCCCACCAUAAUCUCCCCCUGUUUAGGCAAUAGCCACACGAACAGGUUUUUGCUGUAGACUUUUUCGCAUGUGAUUGUCUGCACAACCGACGUUUCGACUGUUAUUGUCGACGAAUGCGCCCCAGAGCAGAAUGGACUUAAAGACUGUAACUUGCGUGGGAGUUAGUUAAUAGUGACAAUAGAAUUGCAUAGCAUCUAAAGCACUCUCUCUCUCUGCGCAAGCAGUCGUCUUAUGACGGUCGAAUUGCAUGACCAACCAGAGAUUUUUUACCCAUACUCACGUCCUUUGCUUUUUUGAAGGCUACUAAUGCUGCCAACAGGGCCCACAUUACAGUCAAGACAUGAGUGCAUGUGGCAGUUUCGUUCUCCUGCAUGGGCUCCCAGGUUUGGAUAAGGGAUAAAUUUACAAUCUUUUAAACCUUCAAUAUUAAAAGAACCGAGUUCAAUAAGUGUCCAGGCACCAUCAAACUAGGUGAGGAUGUGUAAAUUUUAGCAGCCAAAUGGCCUUUUUUCAUCAGUUUUACUUCAUUCUUCUCGAGGCAGGAUGUAGGUGUAUUUGGUGUAUAUGCGCGAAGUGUUAAACAGAUAAAUAUUGUUUUCAGUUCAAGCAUUUCCUUGCGCUCGUUGUAUAUUUAUCUACACCACGUCAUUUGAUACUAAAUCGAGUGCUCAAAUAGCCAGGGAGGGCUAGAAACGAGAGUUAUCGCUUCAGUUAGUUCAUUCGGUAGACGUUUUGGCAGAUUUUCACAAUACAUCCGACCCAGUUAUAAAAACAAACUCGGUAACCUCGGUGGUGGCCGAAGCGACGACACCAAGUGUAAGACCUCUGUACAACUACCACCCUAACCGCCUGAACAAUGAGGCCCUGGUCGGAGAUCUUUUAAUCGCAUCAGGUUCAUGUUAUAUGUCAAACCUAUUGCAGCAUAUGGAAUCCGCCAAUUGUGAUACAUUAAGCUGACUGCCCAAACAGGAUUGCCCAUGCAAUCAAUUCCGAACCCACCCGAUGAAUAUCAGGCCUUACUUAACUAAUGGAUGCUUUCGGUAUGUUUGAACAAUUCAUCUGACCAAAUUGUAAAACAAUUGACGGGCCCAGUGGAGAGCAGGGGCAAGGCUUGUGCACAGCCAACGCUCUUACUACCUGAACUACGAUGGCCCGACUGGAACCGUGAAUUUAAUGACAUUUGAGUCAGGUUACCCUUCCAACCUGCUGAUCUCUUCUGCCUCCAACUGAACAGUUUUACAACCGACAGAAAGGUUCCUGCCAGAUUUGAGCGUAAAAGACUUUGAGUAGGACGAAUGGACACGCCAAACGAGCCUGAAGUCAAAAUUUACCGUAUCAGUUUGCUCACUGUGCGAAUGUUCUCCGCUCGUGCUAAGCUACCUCUCAGGUUACUGAAACGUCCUCUGCCGAACUUCAUGUACGUCCACAUUUGAGUCUGGUAACAUCUGUUCAGCCCGGCAAUCGAAUGCAAAUUUUUCUUAUUCCAUUCGGGGCCCAUGACGACAAAUUGGCAUUUUUAUAAAAACCGCUCUUGGAGCAAUUUCCAGUGCAGGCUUAAAAAGGUUUGGAACUAACCCCCCCCCCCUCCCCCUCGAUUCUCAGUCGUCGCUGCAUCGUCUGCGUGCUGAGACGGUUGUAUUGACGGCUGACGCAAAAAUGAACUAUCGGACGUAUGUAUAGUUACGUGUGAGUUUAUGUAGACUGGUUCGUUACUAGGUCAUUUUCCACGCCAAAAGUAGCAUGACUGAGCAUGGGAAUGCUGUAGAGCCAGUGAGCCGGUCGACGUUACCUUUACUUACAACUCAAGCGCAAGCCCCCCUCUCGGUCUUAAAUAAAACUGGUACAGGCUCUUCACACGGCAGCCACUUGACCGUUUUUGGGGAUACUUAUUUGCGUAAAAAUAAUCAUCUCAACCGUUAAUUUUUUGUCUGCUUUUUAACUUUAAAAUAUUUCAAACCAUUUGGGGGUAACGCGCGAGCCAAAAGACAACCAGUUCCGAUUCUUCAAAUUAAUAUCCUCUAAACCAGCAGUGAUUCUUUCCCCGGCAUGCUUUUAGCAGAUAUUAGCGAAUAAGACAAUUUUACAAAACCGUAGAUCAUCGCCUGGUAAAGAGACUGCCCACUGCGAAAUUAGAUUAUAAAAAAAAUAGUUAAGUAACAGCACAAAAUAUCUCGUAAGUAUUUUGUCCCUUUUUAUAUGACUUAAACUCUUCGGGAUUUUGUCAGAUUUGGCUGAUACAGUAGGUGGGCUAACUCCUGAAAUGCGUUAACGUUUCGAAAGACUAAUCAUGCAGGGUUGUAAAAAUAAGCAGCAUGCAGCAUAAUUCUAUAAUAAUUCAGUCACCUCUGGAUGCCGGCUUUCGAAAGAACUUCUUUCCGGCUGCAUGCCAAAACUAUACCCUGUAAAAAAUGACCACUCAAGCAGCAUAAAUUCUUCUAAUUGGUUUUCGAUGCCCUUAAAAAUUCAAUUAUACUUCGUGGAAAAUGCAUAAAAAUAUUUAUUCCUUUUCUUAUUCGGUAAAAAAUAAGUCUUUCUCCAACUUCAUACUCGAAGGAAGAGUAUAAUUUGGUUUUUAAAGUUUCUAAUUGUCAGAUUUUUUAAUACCGUGAAAUUGCCUUUCAUAAAAUAUCAUGCCUCUGAAUUUACGAAUGUGACUUGUAAAGUUAACGAUCUGACUCAAAUCCGCUGCUAAAUUUAACGAAGGCCAUUUGGUCUCCUCUUAAUACCGUAGAGAAAUGUAUGGUUUUCCGCACACAGAACAUAUACGGCUUAUGGUUUGGGAACCCUGAAUGCAAGUGUAACGUCGGGUCGAGUUCAAAGUUAUUCGGAAAUUGGAAAACUUUUUUAAAACCGAAUUAUACUCUUCCUUCAAGCAUAAAAUUGGCAUAAGACGUAAUUUUCUACCGAAUGAGUGAAUGAAUAUUUUGUGCAUGUUUUCCAUGAAAUAUAGUUGAAUUUUUAAAGGCAUCGAAAACCAAUGAGAAAAAUUCAUGCUACGUAAGUAGUCAUUUUUUCCGGAGUGCAGUUUGUGCAUACAGCCGAAAUGAAUUUCUUUCAUAAGCCGGCAUCCUGAGGUAACAGAAAUAUUACAGAAUUAUGGUGCAUGAUGGUUAGUUUUACAACCCUCCUUAAUUAAUCUUUUCGAAACGAAAACGCAUUUCGGAAUUCUGGCCGAAAUUUCAUGAAAUAUCCCACCUACUGUAGCUGAUAAUGGUCGCCUCGGAAUGCUGGAAGACCUCUAACUCGCAGAAUACUCAAUUACAGUAAAAGCCCAAAAUUCGAGGGGGAGGGUUACAUUUCUAGACCCCCCAAUGUACAUACUGCACGUAAAUGUACGCCCACUGUCCACCGUUUCGUAUUCGUCUGCGUCUUGUCUGAGACGCUGAAUACUUGUGAGCGCAUUUUCUAUGGGAUAGUGAAUGCCGUGCGAAUUUUAAGUGUUAAAUUCCAAGAUAGAAUAUACGCGAAUUCAUAAAGCUGCAGAUUCAGAAGCGCAAAUUUACGGUGUAUUACUGUAUUUGAAGGGAAGUGCGCUCAAUAGCGAACCAGGGUUUUUUUGCCCUAAUUUAUGCUUCCUACACAAGCCCACUGUCAAAAAUAUCGGAGAAUAGAAAGAGGGCAAAAGUCUGCUGUAUCGAUUGGAUGUGUCUGCUAUGUUGUCAGAGCACCGUUAAAUGACGGGAAUCGUUCGAAUCCUCAGUGGUCACGAAUUCGGUCCCAGUCUUAGCAAGCAACGUGAUGAUCAGCUAACCUUUCUGUAUCCUACAACGAAGCGGUGUUAUUCCAUCCACCCUCGCCCCCCCCCUCCCCCAAUAAGUGGUUAUUACGCCCACGCAGCGUCUUGAAGCCCCUGAAUCCUACCUCGACCGGCCAAUCAACAGGCCGGUGAAGCAACCGCAUCUUCCACAGACUGCUGCAUCCUCUAUCUGAUCAUGGCAUUGAGGAAACGGUUUAACAGGCACCUGAAACGGCAAACUAACAGAGAGAGAGAGAGAAAUGCUUUAUUUUGAAAAUAACUUUCAAAACUUUCAGCAAAAACGGUUCUCCAGUACACAGUGAUUAUCAUAGAGAUUAACAGGUUUUGGACAGACAGGUGGACAUGAUUAUAUAUGAAGAAAAAGGGACUUUAAGGUGCAAGAUCGAGUUUUAGUUUUUGUUUUUCAACAUCUUUGUAGGUGAGAUACUGGGCUAGAAAUGGCAGUAUGGCAUUCCGAUAGGCCGAAGUGCGGCAAGGGAUGUGGCGGAAGCAUCGACGCAUGGGGCGUAAGGAUUUCGCAGCCAUUAACUCAUUAUGAAGGGGAUGGACGGUGUCAUUCAGAAUUCGGUCAGCGAAUUGCUCCACCGAGUUGAAGUGUCGCUGCACGAUGAUAUCAACUGAAAUAUGAUAGGAAACAUCAGCAGCAGAGGCGAGCAUUCGAAUGACACGUUUAAAAAUAAUUAGAUCUUUUUUAAGUAAAGCUGGAAAAGUAACUGGAGAACAAUAAAGAAUGAGUGGAAGAAUACAGCCAUCUAUGAAUCGCCAGAUUAAGGACUGGGGUGUGUGAUAUGAACGUAGAGGACGAAUGUAAUAAACGAGUUUUUGAAUUUUUGUUAAAAGGGUUUCCAUAUGAAGAGAGAAAAAGAGAUUUGAGGAUAAAGUAACACCUAGAGCUCUGUUUCAUCGAUUUAUCAUGGUGCAUAUAAGUUACCAUUCGGAAAGGACCUUUUUACGUAUAUGAGCCGGUUUGCCAACUUAAAACUUGGCAGUUUCUCCUGAAGUUGCAAAGAUGGUCAUCAACUGCAGACAUGUCAACGAGCAAUGUAGCCGAUCAUUUGUCGGACAUUUUCGCCAAAGUUGAUCGUACUUUCUUUGCGAGUAAUCAGGACGCAGGCCUGCCCCCAACGCCGCAAUUGACCAAAAAACUGCCUUUAGGAUUUGCGAUAAUUGCAGUGCUAGCCUUCAGAUCUAAUUUGCAGUCUGGCCAAGCUCAACUUCAACCAGAGCGGGCAAAAGUAGUCGUUUUCCUACGUUUGUCAAACCUCCAAUUAGUCUGUUUUAACCGCCUUGCCUGGCAUGCACAGAAGUGAUCUGGACUGCAUGAAAAUGUUUUCGAGGCUUGUAAUGAGUGCUUGAGCGAACAAUUCCUCAGAGCUAUAAAACGAGACACAUACUUGUGCGGAAGGCAACCACGGGUACUUCUGCCUAAGCAUUAACCAUGAAAGUAAAACAAAUGAUAUUAUUUAUUCGACACAGUUUGAGUCUUCAUCUCACGAUCUGAUGCAGCUAAUGAUCGAUGCUCAAAAGAAACGAGCAGUCAGAGAGAGGGAAAAUGAGCAUGCUCACGGUUAGAACGCGAGAUUGGGAAACUCUGGAAUGCGAAUCUCGAAACCAGCUGAAGUAUGGCACUCUAACCAUUCUGUAACAGGUCUAUGAUUUGACUUUUGCGACGAAGACAGUUUAGCUCGGUUCGGCUCCUAGUCACCAUUUCAAAUGGGGGUGAGUGCAACUGUGCCAAGUUCUUUCGGAAAGGAAUGAGCUAUUGUGCGCAUUUGGAGGACUCUCUUCAGCUCACUAUCAGAUGAGUAGGUCACGUCCAGAAACAGUCCAGCUUUCAACUGUAAACAAACAUCACGCAUCGGCCAGAUCGGUCACCUGCGGAUCCAUCGCACUGAGACUGACGAACCAAUGCCAGUAGCGUCAAUAUAUGCUCGUCGCAGUCAUCUCAACGAUUCGCACUGCCCAUGUACAUUCGCCCACCGCAUGAGCUUAUUCGACCAUAUGCGUUUCCAUGAAAACCCACGGUGAAACAUUGCAGACCAAACCCCAUCACCACACACCUUAUAACCACCUCAUAUACGAACCCACACUGCAUCACCUACGACAGGCACGGAGUAGGCACUACGUAUACAGUAGGGGAGCUAAUUCGUGAAAUGUAAACCGAAAUUCCGAAAUGCGUUUUCGUUUCGAAAAGAUUAAUUAAAAAGGGUUGUAAAACUAGUCAGCCGGCAACAUAAUUCUAUAAUAUUUCGGCUACCUCAGGAUGCCUGCUUUCGAAUGAACUUCCUUCCGGCUGCAUGGAAAAACUACACUCUGUAAAAAAUGACAACAUAAGUAACAUGAAUUUUUCUCAGUGAUUUUCGGUGUCCCUGAAGGUUCACUUAUAUUUCCUGGAAAAUAUGCAUAAAAUAUUCAUUCUUUCGCUCAUUUGGCAGGCAAUUACGUCUGCUUCCAUGCCUAUACUCGAAGGAAGGGUAUAAUUCGGUUUUCAAAAACUAGUCUAAUUCCCGAAUACUGUUGAAGCCGCUCUGCCAUCACACCUGAAUUCAGUGUCUCCAAACUACAAGCCAUGUAUUUUUCGCGUACGGAAAACCGCACAUUUCUCUAAGGUAUUGAGAAGGGACCAUAUGGGGUUCAUAAGAUUUAGCAUUCGAUUUGACCCAUAUUGUUAACUUUACAAGCCACAUUGGUAAAUACAGAGACACGACGAUUUAUGAACGGCCACUUCACGGUAUUUAAAAAUCCCACGAUAAGAAACCUUUUUAAAAGCGAAUGAUGCCCCUCCUUCGAGUAUAAAAUUAGAAGAAGACUUAAUUAUCUACUGAAUGAACAAAAGAAUGAAUAAUUUUGUGCAUGUUGUCCAUGAAAUAUAAUUGGACUUUCUGGGUCAUCGAAAAUCAGGGAGAAAAAUUCAUGCUACUUAUAUAGUCAUUUUUUGUGAAGUAUAGAUUUUGCAUGCAGCCAGAAGGAAGUUCUUUCGAAUGCCGCAUCCUGAAGUAACUGCUGACUUUCCUGAGUUACCCACCUACUGUAUAAGUAGAAUCGUGUUGUUUGAAGCAACCUGGCACCUAAGUAAUUCGUGUGUGACAUACCUAAAUAAGCUCCAGCAGCUCUAUAAAUUACUGCGGACAACCACGGCACCAGAUGACUGACAGGCUCGGACGGCCAACUGGUGCAUUUGAGAGUGAGGUCAAUCCUGGGGAAUUCAACCCCCACGGCAUAUCUCUACGCCCGUUCCUAUAAUGAGUUUGACGCGAUAAACGUCAUGACUUGGAAGGCCACCAGCUGACGGGAUAACUCGAUCCUCUCGGGACACAUUGCCGCUUUCUUAAUGUGGUUUCUAUGGCACUCCCACCAACCUGGCGUCUGGGGGAGGACUACUUCGAAAACUCGGCCCAUGUCGUGUGCGGCACGCGUAGAUGGGCUGUCUGGCGUUUUCAGUCACUGCGUCCGAUCUCAAACCUGGUCGUCCUGAUUCUGCCUUGCCAGCGGGCCCAGGUGGAUGAGGGAGGAGGGCUUGCGAUAUUGCGCAAAUCUGCUACCAAGAGAGGCUAAAUAACGUACAAGUCACUGUGACUGCGCCCACCUUCCAGGGGAACGCACGGUGGUCGAACUGUCGAGAAUGGCAACCUGGGAUAUACAGUAGGUGGCCUAACUCAUGUAAUGUCAACAGAAAUUACCAAAAUGUGUUUCCGUUUCGAAAAGAUUAAUUAGGUAGAGUUGUAAAAUCAAUCAUCUUGCAGCAUAACUCUAUAAUAAUUCUGUUACCACAGGACGCCGGCUUUUGAACAAACUUCGAUUUGGCUGCAUCCAAAAACCACACUCCGUAAAAAAUGACUACUUGAAUAACAUGCAUUUUUCACUGAUUUUCAAUGUCUUCAAAAAUUCAAUUAUGUUGCAUGGGAAACAUGCAUAAAAUGUUCAUUCUUUUUCUCAUUCAGUAGACAAUUACAUCUUAUUUCAAUUUUACACUCGAAGGAGGGACAUAAUUCGGUUUUAAAAAAGUUUCCAAUUGUGGCACUUUUAAAUACCGUGAAAUGGCCCUUCAUAAAAUGUCAUGCCUCUGCAUUUACCAAUGUGGCUUGUAAAGUUACCAAUCUGUCUCAAAUCCACUGCUUAAUUUUAUAAACCCUAUAUGGUCCUCCUUUAUUACCGUAGAGAAACUAUGGUUUUCCGCACGGGAAAUUAUGCGGCUGAUAGUUUGGGAACACUGAAUGCAGGUGUAACGGCAGGUCGGGUUCAAAAUUAUUCGGGAAUGGGGAAAGAUUUAUAAAACCAAAUUAUACACUUCCUUCCACUGAAUGAGCAAAAGAAUGAAUAUUUUUGUUUAUGUUUUCCAUGAAAUGUAAUUGAAUCUUUAAGGACAUCGAAAACCAAUGAAAAAAAUGCAUGCUACAUAAGUAGUCAUUUUUUAUGGAGUAUAGUUUUUGGAUGCAGCCAAAAAGAAGUUUGUUCGAAGGCCGGCGUCCUGACCUAACUGAAUUAUUAUAAAAUUAUGCUGCAUAAUGAUUGGUAUUGCAACACUACUUAACUAAUCUUUUCGAAACGGAAACGCAUUUCGGAAUUUUUGUUGACAUUUUAUGAUUUAGCCCACUUACUGUACGUUCUCGUGCUCUCACCAUCAGAUGAUGUUCAUGUAUAUGGUAGAAGCAUAUAUGCCACGGUACGUUACAUAUCACAACUGGUACAUGGCAUUUUCAUGACUUCCUUUCUGUUUUGAUAGCCAACCAUGUCAUUUUGGCAUAUAAGCUUAGCGCGCUAUUAUUUUGCUGGUGGUUCUUCCGACAAGAGUUGGCCAGUGACUGACUUUGGCGUCUGUGUGGCCAUAUCCCUGGAAAUGUUUAUUCUCUGGAUGUUUGUUGUCGAAUAUGUCGAAGUUUUAAAGAGACUGCCUUAGAGCGGUGCCUUAUGUCUGUUCAAUAACUAUCGUCAUCAGCACGGGGGAAUUCGACUUGAUGCAGUAAACGAUGAUAGAGCCUCGCCACGCCAGUCUCCCUUGUCUUGGUCGGAAACGCUCUUCUGACUAUAUUACGCGCCGCCAUGCGACUGUCAGCGCGCCUCUACACUGAGCCCCAAGGCACAACAAGACGAGUGGGUCCCGUAACGCGACCGAUGGGCGUCCCUCUACCAAUGGAAAAUAUUAUCCCAUCGGUUCCGACUUUGGCGCCUUCUAGUUUGCCUGGGAAUUAUUUCGCUUCUCCAGUGGCGGUUUUGGAAUUCUUCAUCAGCAUCUGGAUUUAAUGACAAAGCCGGUUAUACAUUCUGGCGCUCGGUAAGACGACUGAAGAGAUUAUAUCGGUCAGAGUGGGAUGCCAGUUUUAUGGGUUCUAGGAAGCCAUGCAAUUUGACGUCAUUGGUGCCAUGCAUUCAGAUAUGACCUGCCUCGAGAGGUUUGUUAAUUUGGAUUCUCUAGGACAAGUACAGAAAGGAGCAAUCAGUUACCGCUGGAUGAGUGGACAUAAUAAAGGUGCAAUGGCGUAGACUGCAGCUACCCAUGAAAUCCUUUGCUAUACGCGGUUAAAAUGACAACUGUUUUGAACGCUGCCCAUAUGACCGAAGGCGAGCAGGAGAACUGGUCUCGAAAGGAGCAUGGUAACCUUUUUCCUUCUUGAAGGAAGUGGACGCAUACAUAAAUACUCUGGAUGGUAUAAUAACCGUUACCCCCUUAUCCUGGAUAUUUUAAGGAGUUGAGUACAUAAAGCAAAAAACUACCAAAAUUCAGUCGUUCUGUCCGAACGAACGAAAUUUGCUACAGUAAUCAAAAGUUGGCGAGAUGAUAACAAUAUCACCUUUAUACGCAUAUAUUACUUCGAAAAAUUCCAUUGAUUUCUCGCAGCAGUCCAAUGUGUUUUAUGCUUGUUAUGACGCGGGAGAGGGUAGGACAGGAAGAGAAAGGGUUCGAAGGAGAAGCACUUUCUUGCGGACUCGAGGGGGGUUACAACUCGUAAGAAAGAUGCGCUAUUUAUAGUGGCUCCUGUGCGUUCUAGAACAUUCCGUCCAAUGACGUGUGCGCGAUAGCCCCCCGGUGGAGACGUUCGACCAGCCAUUGAUUUGGGCCGCACACGUGCAAAGCCACCACACGUGCUCGGCGCUGCAGUGCACGCCGGUUGGCCGUCUAACUUUAUGCGUCCCGCGCCGCCGGCUUGGUCCCCUGUUCAGCGCCUUAGGCCGUGAAUCUACGCCGCCUGCACUCUCCAUGACAAUGUUUUGCAUCUGACUGGUGGCCUUCUGAAUCGUGAGUGACAUACAGCUGGUGCGGAUGAUCCAUUUUCGAACAACUUUUCAUCUUAAGUAGAAAUGAACACCAGUAAGUGAGCUCCCCUGCCACAGAAUCCAUUUUCUCCGACGUGAGAUCAUUCGGAGUAGACUCUGUCAGAGUAAUUUAGAAGCAAAUACUACUUGGAGCAUGUUUUUCGGCAGCACCUAAGGCAGAGAGGCUAUCGAUGGCUUCCUAACUCUUGUCCCUAGCGCACUUUCCUUUGCCCAAACUGAAUUUCCCACUUUUCUUUUUCCAGAUUUGCGGCCCAGCUGCUUUCGGGUAUACUGGACUACAAAACUAUCCUGGACACGUAAGUGAGAAAAAUUUUCUCCCUCUCCGCACCUUUUGCGGUAAUCCCGACUGAAUGCCAGAAGAACGGCAGUACUGGAUCUCCCCCAGACCCUUGCUGACCUUUCAUGUUUAUCCGCGUUAUCUGCCGCACAAAUCGCUGACCGAAUCUAUUUUUGCACGGAGUUCGUUUUACAUGCUACCUUAACGCACUCAUGUCAUCGAUUUUGACCAAUCACCCGCAUACUGCAGUCGCUGUCUCCGAUGAAUAAGGCAAAGGAGGCAAACGAAGUCUAGGCGGAAUAAGAGUUUCGCCGGGCACGAUUUUAACCUCCACCCUCCUCAAGAAACAUCUGCAUUUACCACUUUCGCAACAGCACGCGCUGUUUCAGGAGUGCUUCCCACACCAAGCCGAGCUGGUUGUGCUGAAACACGCAAUUUCGACGUAAAUUGGACGUGAUGAUUUGAGUCCUUGUCGUCAUCCUCCUCUUUGCCCUCCCCCAGUCUGCGACGACUUUAACUUCUUCCCUCACGCGAUGCGUGCCCCCUCCUCCUCGCGGACAAGGCAGCACAGGCAAAGGAAGGGGUCGCUUCCAUCUGGUGGGUAGAUGGUGGGCCGAAGCGUCAGCCGAAAUAUGGCAAAACGGUGGGGUUUUGAAAGAAUCCGUCACUCCCACCGUCUUCCCGCUAUCCCCCCCCCUCACCAGGUCCUCCUCGUCUCUUUCUUUUCAGGCCUGAACACUUGAAAGACAUAAAAUUUUGUCUACAUCAGUGGAUAGUUGUGCAAUCCGGUUUCUCGGGAGCUAUAGCCUUUGGAGGCUGUCGGCCUGUUGCGCGUCUGUGAGGCGCCAGUGCGUCCCUUGGUGUGUGUGUGUGUGUGUGUGUGUGUGAACGACUAAAAUUAGACGUCAGAAGUGUUCGCGCGCACAUCCAGUUGCUUUCGAUGGUCAAAAAUCAACCCACGGUCUGAUACAUGAGCUCGCGAUUGCUCGCAUAAGUAAUCCAGAUAGGACCUGAGAGAAUAUGUAAUAUCAGAUUCAGAAGCCUCUACAUCAGAGCGAUGCUUGAAUUGUGGUAUAGUGACAUUUGAAUGGGAUCACGACUUCUGAGGCGGACGCCUACGCUUUUAUUUGGUGCACCGCAAAUAGCUGGUCUAAAGAUAAAUGCAGUCGGGGUAACAAUCGGGAGAUGGCACCCAAAAAAAUCCGUUACCUGGAAAUACUACCUUUAACAGUGAACUCAAAUGCCUUCACGUUAUAUCAGCGGUUGCAGGCCCACUUUCACGUACUCUUUUGAUUUUUUGCGACGGCCUAACAUGGGUUGGCCGAACGAACAUCGCAGGAGGUUACAUGGACGAUGGUCGCUGUUACUCAACCUUCCACAUCGUUAUACACGUACACCUGAAUAUUCGGCAUACAUUCGUAUUAUGGCAGUUUAUCACAAAACAGCAUCACUUUUAAAUAGGAUAAGUCUGCACAACAUGGGACAGGAACAGUUCGCAGGCAUCUGUCAAAGGCAGGGCAUUGAGGCCAAACCAAAGACGAUACUGUACUUCGUCUAUUUGAGUCCACACAGCUUGACCACAUACUAGGCCUCCCUCGUGGAGUUUCCUUUUCAGUCUACUCCAGUAUGCCUCAAUGGCAUUGGUGUGCCGUCCGGUGGUAGGGUCCUUGAAGUUCUUUGAGUGCUUAACAGAGAAAUGUAGAUAACCUUCUGAGGGAAGACGAUUAUACACCUUCCACUCGUUCGUUAUCACUAUACUGUCUUUCUCGACCCAUUUUAUAAUGACGGAACGGAGAGCGGACCAACUUCGAUCAUACACCUGUUCACAUAAGGCUUUCCGUUGGCUAAUAUCGUACAUAACGACCAGCUACCACCCAUAAAACCCCUAUUACUACCUGUCCCGUAAGACAGGCUGCUUUGGUUAGGCUGAUUUUUUGGGUGCCAUCUCCCGAUUGUUACCGCAGUCGGCGCUUACUUACGAAGUUGAUUAGAAUAUGUCUUCUGUCUGUUUCGGAAACUGUGCCACUAGUCCUCUGAGCAUUGUUCAGACCGCAGUGACGCCACCUCUGUACGGUCUCUCAGACUGAAGUUUGCGCAGUCAGGCACGGAUAUGUGUACCUACUCCCCCCCCUCUGGCGUAAGACCAUCUGUAAUACGGGAAUGACGAUAAUAGGGGUCUUUUAGUAGAUGAAGUGGAGCGUCCUUAAAUAUAUGCAUGUAUAAGUAGGAGGAAAUCGUAUUUGCUCUGCACGCCUGUUUUAAUGCAUUAGAAACACUUUAUUGCAAGGUAGUUAAGGGAGAUACACAUCCGUCCUCCAACGUCUGCGUAUCCCCGCUCCCCCCUCCUCGCCCCAGGUUGUUAGCUGUUUCAGAAUUCAGAGGCCAACAGGGUAAGACACGGGCAUGGUUACUCCCCAACCGCAAAAUAAGUGACCUUGUGCAAAAUUCCAGAAAGAAUAAGUAUCCCGCGCCGGCAGUUUUAUGGCACCUGGUUCCCUGCCGGUAGAUGCGCUCGCGUUCCCACUGGAUAUACGGGUCAUGAGUAUGGUUAACCAGUCAUCCUUCUCUUUCUGACCCAUUGUUGUGCUGUUGUUCGGUAGAAUCCUGGUCAAGUGUUUGUUGUAAACCAGGAGGUGUGGUGGUACGUCUAGGCGCGGGUCCGGCCAUGCUAGCCACCUGCGCCUUCCGGUCUUCCUUACUCUGUCUUGAUACCGCACCCAGAUAGGGGAGGAGGAGGGAGUGCAGCAGAUGCUGCUAAAGUCCACUCUUACUAUAAACUAGUCCACGCCCCAGUCACCUUCCCUGCCCUAACCCUGCUGUGGGACACUCGGCCAGACAACGUCGGGCACGACGGGCGGACUUCCAGAAGUUGGCGCAACAUCCUCAAAAUAAGGGGUGGGGUUCCUGUGUCUUGCCGCGAACAGUGUUCAGCGAUUUACCAAAUGCUCCUCUGGCAGUUCAGAACUCUAUGUGCUAAAUAUGGUCCCUAGAGCCGAUUUUUGCCUCGAUAAAAAUAGAGAAGAACUGGUAACUACAGCGUAAUUGAUAGACGAAUCGACUUGGGAUGCUCUCAGUCGUGGUAAGAAAUAAAAUUAUCUUGUUAUUACAAGUCAAAUUACGAGUAAAUUCCUCGGGGUGGAUGAUAUUGAUGACCCGAAGGUGCUUAGAAGUCUAUAGGUCCCCUUUUAUCUUCGUUCUGGCCUAGACCAGUGGAAUUACAACUCUCUUAUCCUCAGAUGUUAACUUUGCCGAGGUAGAUCCGUCAUCUAUUUAGAUCCAUGCCUGAGACCUAUCAAACAGAAGCGACAGUAAAUAUUGUUUCUCCCCAUGUUCCAAACUUAUGGUUUUUAACCCUGCCACUGACUGCCUUUGCGCAGUGAAAAACUCGCAGAAAUUUUUGAAAAUCAUACGGGCAAUCAAGCCGCACACUUGCACUCCCAACAAGAUGUGAACGCCCAGUGUAUUCAUCUUUCUCACCUCACUCUCCCCUCAUUAUCUUCCAUCUGCCAAUUCUUUGACUUCCAAAAUCCUUUUGACGUUGUGGACUCCCCUGGACCCUUGCAGACGAUCACUCCCAAUCGAUCGUGUGUCCCACAACCGAAAGGGACAACCACUGUGCAUGGAACAGUACUACCGUCUCUUCACCUCCUAUCGCUACCCGGGAGCCAGGCGAGACGAUACAGUGACAAGGGACAUGUCUGAAUUGGCGGAUUCUGCGCACGCAAUCGUUGUUUGCAACGAUCAGGUGAGGUGUAGAGCCAUCCCGCACACUCAACCCUCCUCUUACAAUUGCAUCUACAAGCAGACAGCCAGGCAACCUCCUGUCUGGGGGUGCGACAUACCAUCUGAGUCACCAGGUCUGCCUUCGUCCACUAUUAAACUCCUUCUGGACCAACCAAAUGGGGAGAUCUCGACGAAUCGAAACAUCAGCGGAAAGAAAGUAGUCUAGUAGUACACUUACAGGAAAAGCAAUCCAAGGGCGAUCAACGAGGCGUUCUCUGACUUUGCCCUGAUGUGGAUGUAAAACUUUAGCCAUGUCAAAUACCAUCAAAUGACUGUACAGUAGGUGGGCUAACUCAUGAAGUGUCAACCGAAAUUCCGAAAUGCGUUUUCGUCUCGAAAAGACUAAUUAAGUAGGGCUGUAAAACUAGUCAGUCUGCAAUAUAAUUCUUUAAAAUUUCGGUUACCUCAGGAUGCCGGCUUUCGAACGAACUUCCUUCCGACUACAUGCACAAACUACACUCCGUAAAAAAUGACUACUUAUCUAGCAUUAAUUUUUUUCAUUGAUUGUCGAUGCCCCUAAAUGUCCACUUAUUUUUCAUGGAAAACAUACAUAAACAUAUUCAUUCUUUCGCUCAUUCGGAUGACAAUUUCGUCUUCUUCUAAUCUUAUACUCGAAGGAAAGGUAUGAUUCUGUUUUUAAAAUUUUUUCCAAUUCCCGAAUAAACUUGAACCCGCUCUACCGUUGCAUUUGGAUUCAGGGUUUCAAAACUACAAGCCGCAUAUUUUCCGCGUACGGAAAACCCCACAUUUCUCUACGGCAACAAAGGGGAACCAUAUAGGUUUCAUAAAAUUAAGCAGUGGAUUUGAUCCCUAUUGUUAACUUUACAAGCCACAUUGGUAAAUGCAGAGAUAUGACGAUUUAUGAAGGGCCAUUUCACAGUAUUUAAAUAUGCCACAAUUAGAAACUUUUUUAAAAUUGAAUUAUGUCCCUCUUUCGAGUGUCGAAUUAGACCAAGACGCCGUUAUCACCGAAAGAGUAAAUGAAUGAAUAUUUUUAUGCAUGUUUUCCAUGAGAUAUAAUUGGACUUAUAGGGGCAUCGAAAAUAAAUGAGAAAAAAUAAUGCUAGAUAAGUAGUCAUUUUUUAGUAUAGUUUUUGUAUGCAGCCGGAAGGAAGUUCUUUCAGAAGCCGGCAUCCGGAGGUAACCGAAAUAUUAUAGAUUUAUGUUGCAGGCUAAUUAGUUUUACAACCCUACUUAAUUAAUCUGUUCGGAACGAAGACGCAUUUCGGAAUUUCGGUUUACAUUUCAUGAGUUAGCCCACUUACUGUAUGUCUUUUGGACCAACCAAAGGGGGCGAUCUCGAGGAAUCGAAACAUCAGCAGAAAGAAAGUAAUCUAGUAGUACACCAAAUACAUGAAAAGCAAUCCAAGGACCACCAACGGGGCGUUCUCUGACCUUGCCCUGAUGUGGAUGUAAAACUUCAGCCAUGUCACACAUACCAUCAAAUGACCGUAUAUGUCUAAGAAAUAUACUCUAUUAGGAGUAGAGCUACAGUUAAAGCAUUCUGAGUACAAAAAUCGUCGAUGUCUUAAUCAGUAGCAUAAAGGGUAUUCUUUAAAGAAAUCCGACGAAACCCGAGGCUUGAAAGAACAGUCACGAUCGGAUGAUCGGGAACGCCUGGGGUUCCCGCAUACCGAGUGUCUUCGCGUCGUUCGCUAACUGUCCCUCGAUCCCAAUUUGGGAAGACUUUCCACCAGAACCAAAGUCCGUCCGUUUGAAGCAAACUUAGUUGCAGGGUUUAGUGCGGGAGAACUGGCUUAUUUAGCCCCCCCUAACAGGACAUGGAAAUGAGAAUGUCCCGUCCGAGUAAUAAGGAUGGAUCGGUGCAUAAUUCCGGAAAGGACAAAAAAUUUCCGUGUCCUAAUCCCGACAGUAACCCUAAUAUAAAACUAAGCUAUUGCCCUAAUCUUGGCCCCAACCCCUCCCCCUAAACCUUAACUCUGCAGUUAGCACUCCCCCCACCUAAACCCCAAACUUUAUCCUAACUUACCUCACCGUUAACUUUAAAUCGCUUUUACUUAAGUAUUAACCUAACCUUAAACCUGACCCUAAUUGUACUGAAAUUUGGCUCCAAGCACCCGUAUAGCAGGUGGUUCCUGUUAUCAUGUCCUUUUUAGGAGCUCGUCUAAGUCAGCCGUACCUUUAUUAAAUUCAGUCGAUACUGCCCGCAUUGAUUGGGGCUUGCAGUUAUCCGUGCUGGUUUCCGGACAGGGUCCUCCAGUCUUUCUGGGUCCAGUGUUCGACCAGGGCAAUGAUUUGCGUUCGUCUAUUCAAGGCGGCUAAGAUCUGCCAGAAAAUGACUACUGACACAAUGCCGAUGGAACUGAAUACCUCUAAGGUUUCCCGCUUGUAACACUGUCCAUAGGUUGCUUUCGCAUGGCCUAAAGGGGAUGGUUAUGCAGGCAUGGGGGGCGAGAAUACAGUAGGUGGGCUAACUCAUUAAAUGGCAGCCGAAAUUCCUAAACGCGUUUUCGUUUCGAAAAAAUUACUUAAGAAGGGUUGUAAAACUGAUCAGUCUGCAGUACAAUUCUAUAAUAAUUCAGUUACCUCAGGAUGCGGGCUUUCCGAAUGAACUUCCAUCCAACUGUAUGCAAAAACCACACUUUGCAAAAAAUGACUACUUAUGUAGCAUGGUUUUUUCUCAUUGAUUUUCGAUGCCCCUAUAAGUCCAAUUAUAUUUCCGGAAAAACAUGCAUAAAAAAUAUUCAUUAUUUUGCUCAUUCGGUAGAUAAUUACGUCUUUUUCUAGUUUUAUACUCGAAGUAGGGACAUCAUCCGGUUUAAAAAAGUUUCCGAUUAUGGGAUUUUUAAAUACCGUGAAAUGGCCGUUCAUAAAUCGUCAGAUCUUUGCAUUUACCAAUGUGGCUUGUAAAGUUAACAAUUCGGAGCAAAUCCACUGCCAAAUUUUAUGAAGCCUAUAUAGUCCCGCUUUAUUACCGUAGUAAAAUCUGUGGUUUUCCGUACGCGAAAAUAUGCGGCUUGUAGUUUGAAAACCCUGAAUGCAAGUGUGACGGGAAUCGGACAGUUUUUGAAAACCGAAUUAAGUCCCUGCUUCGAGUUUAAAAUUGGAAGAAGACGUAAUUAUCUACCGAAUGAGCAAAUGAAUGAAUAUGUUUGUGCAUGUUUUCCACGAAAUAUAAUUGGACAUUUAGGGGCAUCGAAAACCAAUGAGAAAAUGCAUGCUACAUAAGUAGUUAGUUUUUACUGAAUAUGGUUUUUGCAUGCGGCAAGAAAAAAAUUUUUUCGAAAGCCUGCAGCCCGAGGUAGCUGAAUCAUUAUAAAAUUAUGCUGUAUGAUGAUUACUUUUACAACCCUAUUUAAUUAAUCUUUUCGAAACGAAAACGCAUUUCGGAAUUUCGGUUGACAUUUCAUGAUUUAGCCCACCUACUGUAGGAUAGGAUAGAUGUUUCCUCACAAAGCACGCACACAUGGUCGAUGAACCAGUCCUGUCUGUGUCCCAAUACUGGAGGGGUGACAAACCGAAUCAAAGUAAGUGCACGCAUUUGUGAACCAAAACCUUACAACAAAGAUCCAGGUAACAGAGAUUAACAAAAAGCUAUUCAGCUGUGCGGCUAAUUGCAGUAUACGACGGCCAGCAGGAUAAUAUGAUCUAUUGCUAGAAAACACGGUACCUGGCUCAGUAGAGAUGUCUCACCUACAGUGUUGUUUACGCUGGUAAAACUAGUAUGGAUGCGACGACUAUGUGAAGGCAGGGAAAUCGUUUGCAACCUCAUGUAACACCAGUGUGUAAGGUAGUUUCAUGAAGGCGAUUUUUAUUGGUCAUAAUUAAGGUCAAUCACGAGCCACUGGACAUCUUAUCUAUACUUUGAAUACUCUAGAGGCUGGAUCUAGUUUCAAUGAAACAGCGUUUAGGCACACACCCUUAAGAGCAAACAGAAAUAAAUGAAAGGAAAAAAGGACAAAUAAGACGCGCUUAUAUCUUCCCCUCAAAGUACUCAUUUAUUUAAUCUUUUUCAGUGAGAAAAAAAUCUACCGUUCGCUCAUAAUCCGAGAUAGGUGUCAUAGGGGGCUUGGGUCUUCAACUGCUGAUGAAGGUAGCAAUACCCACCAAACUCUCUCAAAACGCCCUAGUUCGUCUGCAUUUCUUUAGGGAAAAGGUCCUACCUUUUAAAGCACGCGCGUUUCUUGUCAUCUGUUGGGUUAGCAUGAAAAAUACCGUCUCGAGCAUUUUGACUGUCCUCUUUCCAGUUCUUGGUAUUUAUUAAAAUUUUCUGCUUCCUGCAGUUUUACAAACUAGAGCUUCUCCAGGACGGCAGACGUCUGGAGGAUGAAGAGAUUUACAACCAACUACGGAGGAUCACACACGAUGCCGCCACGAAUAGGGAUGCAGUGACGCGUGUUGGAUCACUGACGGCUUUGCCGAGACCUCGCUGGGCUAAAGUUCGAGAGUACAUGGCCUCAGGUACUAUUUCGUCUUUUAAGCAAUUUAAGAUGACUCGGUAACCCGUCUUGGAUCAGUAAUAGGGUGCCGAAUUUCUAUGUGCGCGUAUCAUCUCAAACUUUAGAGAGUUUAUUGGAGCUCAACAUUGGUAUUGCUUAUCGGCUACAAAGUAGUGGGUUAACCGUCUUGUUGAUUAGGUCAGCCUAUCCUGCCUUGUUUGAAGUUAGAAAAUUGUUUGUUCAGUACCCCACACCGGCUUAGGGUCCAGAUAAAAUGUUAUAAAAUCAGAUGGAGGACUAGAAUUUUAGAAGUCCAUCAUGUUUCUAGUGUUAAGCCCAUUCACUUUUUGUCAGAAUAACGGAAUAAAAUCAUACAGAGCAUCUUGGUUCAUGUGCUGCUGUUGAAAUCACAGAAGGAAAGGACGUCAAGUUGUGAGUAAGGAAGAACUACUCGUUAAUCUGACUGAGCCUUCGAGCUCGUGCAGGGAUCCAUCGUCAGAGAUAAAAACAGGGACGGGACAGGCGACAGUUGUAGGUGACAUUAGCCAAUCAGCGACGCAGACGUGGAGGCGGCUGCGCGGGGCUCUGUAUGCCAGCGCCAAAUCGAUACAUAGAUUGAGUUCGCGCCCGACACCCGGGCCCCGAUCAAUUCUCGGCCUGUCUCGUUUCCGGUGUGGUCGAUUAUCCCGGGCGGUGGGUCACUCUAUUCGGGCACCAUCUGUUUAUCGGCUCCCGUCCGUAGCUUCAUGAAGCUGUGUUGAACGCGACGGCCGCACUAGACGAACGAAUCCUGUGUGUCUCUUUAACGCCAGAGAUGAUGCGUGCGAAACCUAACUUAAUUAUGGGAGAGCGAUACGCCGUGUUGCGGCUUUCGUGGGCGGUUUCCUAUGUCAGGUCAGCCAUUGCACCCAAGUCCAUCUUUGCAGUAUCUGGUUUAUCCAAUGAAAUUCUGAACGGUGUUUUCAGCUAGGAAGGAUUACAAGGUGGGGUUAUAGUAUUUAUUAUUGUACAAAGCCGUCUCACGAUGUUUCAGUCGUGCCAAGGUGGCGGCUUCUGAAUAAGCUUUGGUCCGCCUGCCUCCGAAAAAUAAAACCGCUAAAAAAUGAAUGCAUACGUAGUUAAAUAUUUGCCCAGGACUUUCGAUGUGCGUAUAAAUUCUGGUAUAUUUCAUUGAAGUAUGCUCAAAAAUAUUGUUCGUCGUCCUCAUUUGGUAGAAAACUACGUCAGUCGGUUUGAAAAAGGUUUGUUAUUAUUUGAUUUUCCUAGACCAUUAAAAGUCUACUCAUACAGCAUCCUGUCCGUCCGUUUGUUAAUGCUGCUUAGGAAUUAUACAAAAAUGGGCCGCAUUUAUUAUGAAAUUUUGUGAUCCGUAUUUGACAUCUUGAUAUUAUAGAGAAACGAAUGAUUUUUCGUACAAAGAAGGCAGUUUGGAAGCUUUUGGCGAAAGUGCGACUGCGGAUUGGGUUCAAAAUUACUCGGGCAUUGAGAAUGUUUUUCAAAACCCAAAGAUACCCUUCCUUCAUGUAUGGAAUUCGAAUAAGACGCAAUGUGCAAAAAAUGAGUGCACGAAAGAAUAUUUUUGUGCGUUUUUUCUAUAAAAUGUAUUUGCAUUUAUGAAAGGCAUCGGAAAUUAACAGGAAGAAUUUAUGCUGCAUGAGUGGUCAUUGUUUACAAAUUGCGGGCCUUUUAGGUGGGCGGAAAGAGACACAUUCAAAAGCCCGCAUCCAGGCGUGACAAAAACAUCUUGAGAUUAUUUCGCACAAUAAUCAGUACUACAGAAAACACAUCUGAGAAUUUCGAUUAAGCUUUCGUGAGAUAGACAUGAUACUGUGGUUAUCCUGAGUCAGUUUUGCCACUGGAAGAGGGUGCACACUUGAGAAAAAGAAGUAUGGCUGAGACCGCAGAAGUCAUCAUCGUUUCGUCAGCACGUCCUGCUCGAAGGACAAACUACAAUAUACAAUGGUAUUACCGACAAAGACGAGGGAGACGGGAAUGGCCAUUUCUGGCUUAUUUGCCGUCGUCAGGCAGUCAUACCCAACCCCGAAUUGUGGCACACCCAAGGCUCGAACUCGCGACCUGUUUGUUAGAAGUCCAACACCCUCUAGCCGUUGGGCCACGAGCCCGUUGCCCUGUCGGUUUUUGCUAGAGAAUAUACAAUGAUAGAGGGACGCUCACCGAUCGUUCAUACGGAACUCACUCGUUCCGUUGUGCCUUAAGGGCUCUCUCUCGACCCCAACCAGCGGCCACACAGCGGUGCAUGGUAUAUAGGCAGAAUGAUAUUACCGACAAAGACAAUGUCUACCGGGGCCCAUGUUCAAUGCUUGUGAUCUUUUACCGCCAGCCUAGCAUUCUGGACCUUUAAGUUCGUUGUUUCGAGUUACAUUCUUUUCCAACCACAAGGAAUUCCACUCUCACCUUCCUCACCCCCUGCCCUCCGCGCUCACCUGUAGAUCCGGUCAAUAGAAAGAGUCUGGAGGCCAUCGAGAGCAGCAUGUUCCUGCUCUGUCUGGACAUGUCACCGGUGCCGGUAAUCGAGUCCGUUGACGAGUCAGACGAGGCUGCCAUGCUGGCGGCCGACAAUGACGCCAAGGAGGACACCCUCUGCACCCACCAUCGGGACGACAAACUUCUGGCUCAGCAGAUGCUCCAUGGCAUGGGAAGCAAGCUCAACGGUGCCAACCGCUGGUACGAUAAGACCAUGCAGGUAGGUGGACCUGCUUUCACCUGCGUGUCCUCCCUACUGUUGUUCUUGUCUGCCUGCUAGGUAAAGCAAGCGUGAACAGAAAAUGUGGGUUUAGAGCAGCCGUAGGCUGCUGCGUUUCGUGUCACGGCAGUGUGAGCCCGAAUCAUGGGGGACGGACAGCAUUUUCUUCUGUUUUAUCAGCAACAAUCCUCUUUUGAAAAUUAGCCCGCGUGACCGUGAAAUGGCUGUUCAAGUAUCAUAUGAUCUGCUCACUUAUGAAUGGUCCUUAUCGAGUAUACAACUCAGUCCAAAUUCAUUAAAAAAUAUUGUGAGCCCAAUUCAAUAGAUGAACCCACGAUUUGUCUUACGUGAAGAUUUUACGGAUCAUAAUUUGGAAACUUAAGUAAUAAGUGUGACGGCAAGUCAAUUUCCAGCAUAUUCUUAAAACCGGGAGAUUCCGUUCCUUCGCGUGUCUACUCGGAGAAAACGAUGUCACUACCCAAUCAGUACAAGACAUUUCGCAUGUUUUUAAAAAAUGAAUAAAUAAGGGUGUCAAAACGAAUUUAAAAAUUCAUGCUACUUAAAUAGCCACUUCGUAGCGGACGUACCCUCUGCAGGCUACUGCAAGCAGCGUAUUCGAAGCAGGCACCUUGGCGUAACUGAAAUAUCUUGGGAUAAUGCUGAGCGACAAUCAAUAUUCCAACCGCACUUAAGUAAUCUUCCCUAAUCGAAAUCGUAUGUCAACAUUUCGCCUACAUUUCAUAAGAUUUAUCCUUGACUGAGCUUUAAGGAUGAGGACAGGUAAGCUAUUUGAAAGGUAGGAUGAUAAAUAAGGUAAUCUUAUACCGAGGAAUGUUUCCAACAAAUACAAAGAAAACUUGAAUGUUCAUUUCUGACUUAUUUUUCCGCGGCAGGCAGUCAGACCACAACCACAAGUCGAGUACUUGGGACUCAGACUGGAGUCUGUUAGAAAUGUAACUUUUAAGAUUUAAAAAUGCCGAAAGUGGAUAUUCCAGUCUUUCCUGUUUUCUUAUCGACAUCAUCUUGAUUACGGCUUCUUAAAAAGCCUGCCGGCUUCUAUAAAAUGUCGUAUUGAACGUGAUCUGGUCAGUAAGCACUUGGAAAGGAAUGCUAAUAAGUCUUUGAAUCGUAGAUUGCACCAGUAGUCAUGAGAAUGCCUAAAAUUCUCAUAAUAUGAAGGAUAUCCUUGAUUAUCAUCUUAGAAAACCGAAAUUUCUGCCCGGUGACAGUUAUGUUCGGUGAUGCUGGUAAGAGCAGUUAUAGUAGUAGCGUUUGGCUCCUACGAAGACCUGCACUACAAAUGCGUCGAACCACAACGGAUGUAAGGUUGACUCACUGCGCGUCUCCAUCGAGCUGUGCCGAGUUCGCGAUAACUCAUAACUACCGCCGUGCAUGCGCGUGUGCCCCGCCAGCCACUGCGCUCGCUGCCAACACCCGUUGGUUGACAGACGACUGGUGAACGGAAGAGGGAAGAAACGUGAGUCAAGACUAGGGGGCCCAUCCUCACUAAUAAAAAGUCUAACGCUCUAAAAAUCGUGGCAUGGAGGGUUGCCAACUGAUGAUAUGGCACACCCCUUUUCAGGAUCGAGAGUCAGGCUGCGAUAGCUCUUUCUCACAGUGGCCUUUGUGGCACUCUCGCACAUGCAAUAUUCGAGACACCCUUACAGAAGCCCGGUACAUGUAGUGGGGACUGGUUUGUGUGUGGCACGCGUAGACGAGCUGCUCCCCUUUUCCAGCCACUGUACCCGAAUCCGAGUCAGGUUGUCUCGACAUCGCCGUAACGCUCAAUCCUAGUGGUUGGGGUAGGGGAGAGUGCAAUGGACUCUGUGCAAGUCUACCCCUCUAUAGGUUAAUUCACGGGCAAGUCCCCGACGCUGCACUCACUCCGUGGGGCAUGCGCUGGACUCCGUUGCCUGUGGCGGUAGAAAUAUCACCAGGUUACUUUUCCAGGGAUCGUUUACUCUUUGGGCAACGAAGAUGCCGACUUGUCAAUAAGUUCUCCCUAUUUUCGAGUAUUAUGCUGCGAUAAACUAUUUCCCCUAUUCGGCGCACCCAUGAGAAUUCUGACGAAAUUCUAAGGGGUCUUUAAAACAGAUCAAACGUUCUGUAGUUUGCUUGAGCUAUUCUGAGCGACUAAUUGUUCUCCACGAAAACCUGAGCAAAACUUGAAAACUGCGAUAAUGUCCACACGAGGUUGGCAGCACAUUGACAUUUCCCGAAGACAACAAUAUCCGUAUGCGUAGCAGAAGUGACGUUCAGGUAAACGCCUGUCAGGCUGAACUCGACCUACUCAAGAUGACAGAGUAAGUGACGACAGAGACGUGGGUAUUUCCAAUAUCUGCUAAAAAAAACCUUUUAAUUAAAUGACUCGGUAGUCCUCUGGUGGAUUCUGGAUUGGUUAUCUGGGAAGUCCUGCAUGGGCAGUCAGCUUACUGUAUCAGAUUUAGUGGAUUUCAUACGUCUGCAGGUCUUAGAAAGUCGCACGACUUUUUACUAACGUUUUAAAACUGUCUCUUGUAGUCUUUUAUGCCUUAUAUAUUUGACAGUUACCAGCGCGUUAUUUAUGGAAUCUAGGUUUAUAGUGGCCGUCGGGGAACUUGGAUUCCGGGCGGGUAAAGGCCCCGGUUAGUCGUAUAAAGGCUUUAUUUUCUUCAUGUCAGUGCCCGUCCCCCUCCUAACACCAGGUCCAGACGCGUCAGUCAGCAAUGACUAAUUUUUUAAAACGAACUCCGAUUAAGCACAUCCGUUCUCAGAAUGCAUAGAAGCGGUGUCAGGCAUCCCGGAACAUGCAUUAGGCUAUCUAACACUCCGGUGUAGCAUCUCCAGUCAGGUUCGUGCUACGAUUAAACUCGGCAUCUUCAACUAGCAGCCGGCAUACGAAUUUUUCUUUCCGCUGUCUACGGACCGAGUAGGCGUUCGCUAAACGCCUCCCCCCCCCCCAUCAUUGCGCUCCAAUUCACCAGGGCAUUGAAAUUCAAAACGGAGCUUGAGCGGAGAGUUCAUCCUAAAUCUAUGGUCCUACUUGACCCCCUCUCCGCGCACUCCUUCAAGCAGCCUAAGGAAGGAGGUGGCCGGGUGGGUGGUGGGACGGUCGUGCCCCGUCGAUGCAUAAUCGGAAUAAAAUUAAAUUUGCCUUAUCCUACCUUCAUAGCCGGCAGUUCGGUGUUAUUUUUUCGGAUUUUGCUUUCACUUGAAAUGGUCGAAGAUACAAGGAUUCGGCUUCUGACAAAAGUGUGGGAUUAUAGUAGAGUGGAACGUGCCUACGAAAUAUGUUACGACGUGUCUUUAGAUACAGUAAGUGGGCUAACUCAUGAAAUGUCAAACGAAAUUCCGAAAAGUGUUUUCGCUUUGAAAAGAUUAAUUAACUGGCGUUGUAAAACGUAUCAUCAUGCAGCAUAAUUAUAUAAUAAUCCAGUUACCUAAGGAUGCCGGCUUUCGAACGAACUUCCUUCCGACUGCAUGCAAAAUGUAUACUGUGUAAAAAAUGAUUACAUGUGUAGCAUGCAUUUCUCUCAUUGAUUUUGAUGCCUUAGAAAUUCAAUUAUACUUCAUAGAAAACAUGCAUAAAACUAUUCGCGCUUCUACUUAUUUGGUAGAAAUUAACUUUCACUUUAAAUUUUAUACUUGAAGAAAGGGUAUUAUUUGGUUUUUGAAAAGUUCCUAAUUGUGCGAUUUUUUAUUACCGUGAAAUGGCCUUUCAUAAAAUAUUGUGUCUCUGCAUUUACCAAUGUUGCUUCUUAAGUUCACGAUAUGGCUCAACUCCACUUCUAGAUUUAAUGAACCCCAUAUGGUCUCCUCUUAGUACCGUAGGGAAAUGUAUGGUUUUUCGCACGCGGAAAAUAUACGGCUUGUACAUUGGAAACUCUGAAUGCGAAUGUAACAUCUAGUCGGGUUCAAAAUUAUUCGGAAAUUAGGAAAGUUUUUGAAAACCGAAUAAUACCCUUUCUUCAUGUAUAAAAUUUAAAGAAGAAGUUUUAUGCAUGUUUUCUAUGAAGUAUAAUUGAGUUUCUAAGGCAUCAAAAUUCAAUGAGAAAAGUGCAUACUACAUAAGUAGUCAUUUUUUUACACAGUAUAAAUUCACCAUGCAGCCGGUCGGAAAUUCGUUCAAAAGCCGGCAUCCUGACGUGACUGAAUUAUUAUAGAAUUAUGCUGCGCGAUGAUUAGUUUUACAAUGCCAUUUAAUUAAUAUUUUCAAAACGAAAACACAUUUAAGAAUUUCGGUUGACAUUUCAUGAGUUAGCCCACCUGCGUGGCUCGAAGUAUGAGGUAAACGCCCAACUUGCGUGAAUAGCGUCUACUUUGCGUUCACUUUAGUUAAUGUUUGAUGCUUUUCAAAAAAAUGUAAUUAUUACGAUGCGUAUCAAAAUCUGAUUUGCCAAAUUUUACAGUGUCGUGGAAAAGAUUGGCCUACCAAAUGGUCGAUUUUAAGAGGAGGCUAAGUGUCAUCAUCAACUACCUGUUGAAAGGGACCAUUCGCCUAAGUGAAUGACGGUUACGUGUUUGAAAUUACGCCGGCUUCAAAUCUGCUUGCCCAAAUCAACCUUGAACAGACGACCUUGUGUCGGUGUAGCCGACAGGCAUUUUGUCCUUCAAACUACUGUCGUCUUCAUACUGCUGUCAUUAAACGGCCUGAGUGCGACUCACACUACUCACUAACACCACCUUUCAUUGACGCCGUUAGGAGCUUGUUUAACUAUCGAUUCCCACGUGUCAAUUGGCAUUUCCCUGCAAUAACAGACAGCAAGGUUACCUAGGUCACUCAGGAAAUGCGCGAGGCAGUCGUCGAUAGUCCUUCUAUUUGUACUGUAGCUCGCCAACUGUUUUGUAUUCUUUUUUUGAAAAAUAUGCUCUCUUCCGCCUGGACGCCUUCUGGGGGGAAAAUCAGUUAUUUUUAUGUCAACCAGGAAGGCUUACGUCACACUUUAACCGUCUUAGCAAAUCUUUUGCUCAUGUACCGACUAAGAUACUUUUCUAGAACAAAAACUCUCCUACCAUUUCGCAACUUGUAAAUGAACUAUGUUAUUGACAGUUUCGAGGUUAUCACAGCUCUACAGCAACCUCUGCUUGCUGCUCAGGACUUAAUUUAUUUCCCCCUAACCUGACUAUUUCGAUCAACGCAACAUCGUAGACCUGCAGAGUCGACGUCACGAAAACGCCCAUGGCCUUCGUCAAGGCCCACCAAUCGGUGCUUAAAGAUAGAUUGCUAGUAAGUAUUAUAUACGACGUUGUAGCAUGAAGUAUCUCGUUCGUUCUUACCCUCUUCAAGUGUUUUAUCAUACUGUGUGCGAUCCUUUGUCCGCCAGUCCUGCAUUAUUGCUAAUUUUGAGCGUCUCAUAAAUAGAAAGUCACUAAGUCUCACUCCUCUCCUGUCUAGAAGCACGCGUCAAAAGUCCCCUCCUAAUCACUCCUGAAGGACAUCCAUUCCGACACUUAAAAUGAGGUGUGACAUGCAAAUAAAGCAAAAUUAUAUUCACUGAUUUGUCAUCGAGGACAUAAUUCUGAAUACUUGAGGUUCAGAUUUAAUCUCUACCUGUAGGAAAAUGCCACGCACAGUUCGUAUCAUGAUGGUCUUACAGCCGCAGACCACUGAUACUCUCCUCACUUGGCAAAGGAGAUCGUCAUGCACCGUGCAUAAUGCCAGCUGACCAAGGCUACAGUUAAGCUACGAUACCAGAAACUCAUUCAUGCCGGUGGUCUUUAUGGCUGUAAGAUUUAUCCACGAGUUGUUGCUUCUCACUUAUUGCCUAAACAGCUCGCAUUAGAUUAGCUGCUACCGAGGAUGCCCAAAACAAGUCUGUAAUAGAAGUUCAAAUUUCGUCCAAAUUUUUCAUGAAAAGGCAGUGAGAGUACCACGUGGUCGGCGAGUUACUAUAAAGUUAAAAAAACGAAUGCCACACCAACUACAAAUGUCAUUCACACCUGGAUUUCCAACGUUCGGCCACGCCAUCAUCCGUAACACACCACCAAGUACGUGAAUUCGGAAGUCCUCCUAAGUUGGUGCCUCAUUAAUUUCAUAGCACACCCCUACACAACCUCCUAUCUGACAGUUUAAAGUCCCUGAAAAUACAAACUCGUAUAUAUAUACACCCGUUGUUCGUGCAAACUUGUUUUCCAAUUACGUGCUGGAAUAGGGAAAUACUUUGGACCUUGUCUGAUAGAAGCAUGAGGUCGAGGACGACCACUGUCACUAACGGGUGAGUGAAGCUAUACAGCAAAUCACUUAGUCUCUAUGUGUGCUACUGACCGCCUGUUGGCAAAAUGUGAAUACUACCCAGCUAUUCUGCCGAAGCUGAUGGAGUUCAACUCAAAUACCAACAUGAGCUUCCGGAUCAAAGUUGAGAAAGUGUUCGUCGAAGCAUUAAUCCCAAUUUCGCAUAUGUCUGUGGAAAAUAAAGAGAUUAACAGAGGUGGUUUUCUAGAUAUUACAACUAUCUUGCCUCUGGUCGACCCUGGAGUCGUCUUCUGUGAGCAAUAAUCUGCCUAGUUAGAGUCGUUAACUCUUUCGGCCCUAUAGUCAAGUCGUUAGAGAGUACAUGGUGGUAAUAAUGCGGUCCACCUACUAAACGAAUUGCCGUCUAUAAAAGGAUAUGGCAGCAACAUCCUGGCUUAUAAGUGUCGCCGCGCGGGUUUAUGAGCUAUGACCGUUUUAAUCACUGCCAUUCCCUCUCAGCAGAUAGUCUCUGCAGGGAGUCUUCCUUCCUCAACAUCGCCGGUGUCCUAGGAAAGCGUUAGCCAGAAGAACCCUAUACACUCUGACGCUAACUUGAAAAUUUGUCAAAUAAAAAUUUGAAACUGCUGCUGUCUCGGCAACAGAAGCUUUUACUCUUUACCCGAAACCCUUAUGACGUCCGAGGAAGGAGAAAAGUGCACUCAAAGGCAAUCAAUGACUUUAAGCAGGUGUUGCAUUUUGUGUUUGCUUUCGAAGUUAAUGUGAAAUCGGAAAUCACCAGCCUACAGUCGAGUAAGAAAAGUCUGAGACAGCGUGGACUCACAAAGCUCGGGCUAUUCCAUAGUCAUCGCACGAUUAACUUACGUUAUGAUUCAAAGUCAAGUACGUGGCUGCGUUCAAGUAAUGCCAACGUCGAUCAGACUUCAAAGUUUUGGACCAAAAUGGCCAGUUGUGGUUAUGUAGCAUCACAUGAAGUAAACAAACCCCAGCCACCUGUAAUACGAGGUCGGCGAUAAUGAUGGUUGUUACCGACUGAACCGGAAAUUGCAUGGGCGACGACUUCAAUUAAUUGUAUGCAAAAUAAAAGCUAUUGGAAGUGUGCGGUUAUACUUUGAGUUGUUGAGAUAUAGGUGCCCUAACUUAUAGCCCUAACCUAACCCCAAAUCCUAACCUUAACCUUUAACCCCAACCCCAACAGUAUUGUGCGCAUCAGGUGGGGCUAAAUAACCAUAUCUUACCGCCAAAACCGCUUCAAAUGGAGCAAACGUGACCCGUAUCGUUCAGUUUCGAUUUGCCAGAAGAUCACAGUACUGGUCCUUUUGAGCACUCGCGUUGCCAACAGUCAAAUUUGUCAUUUGACAAUUCUUUCGAAUGCCUGUUGGCUCUUCUAAGAACCAACAAGCCGCUUCAGCUUUACAGACUAGCCUUAUCUAGUCGUGCCCGGACAGACUUGCACUGCGAAAGCCUGAUUAUCUAGACGGCUGUGUCCCGCCCUUCUUGAUUGCGACAGGGCCUAAUCAACAGCCCCCUUGGGGAUUUGUUAGGAUUCAAGAGGGAGGUGCGUUGUUCGUAAAUUAGGCUACUAUGCUUGACCCGAUCUCCAAAUUUUACUAGAAUCCGCGACAAUGUUGUCUGCCCGCGUCUCAAAUAAGUGCAAGGUUGUCCUCUUGGCCAUUUAACGCUUGCCUGUUGCUGCUUGAAGUUGGUGAUGUCGACUUUUUUGUCAAUGGUGGCGAUUAUGUCGCUGUGUGUUAGCCGUGAGUCGUUUGCUUUAUUCAGAAAUGUUCGCCCUUGAAGUUCCUAGCAUUCAAAGGAAAAAUCGCCCUUUCCUGGGGAAAGUAUAAAAGCCAGAGGAAAGCAGCCGCAAAAAAUGACUGUUUUAAACAGCGGACACUCAGUCAUCGAUACUUCGCUGUCAUUCUACACGCACUCAUUCAGACGAAGUCGAAUAACACGAAGUGCCCUUACAGUAGGUGGGCUAACUCAUAAAAUCUCAGCAGAAAUUCCGAAAUGAGUUUUCGUUUCGAAAAGAAUAAUUAAGUCGAGUUGUAAAACCGCUCGCAGUAUGGCAUAAUUCUAUAAUAAUUCUGUUAUUUCAGGACGCCGGCUUUCAAAUGAACUUAUUUCCGGCUGCAUACAAAAACCAUACUCCGAAAAAAAUGACUGCUCAAGUAUCAUGCAUCGUUUCACUGAUUUUCGAUGUCCUUAAAGAUCCAAUUAUAUUUCAUGCAAAACAUGCAUAAAUUAUUCAUUCUUUUACUCAUUCAGUAGAAACUUACGUAAUCUUUCAAUUUUACACUCGAAGGAAUUUUAUAAUUUGGUUUCAUAAAACUCUUCCAAUUCCCGAAUAAUUUUGAGCUCGACCUGCCGUUACGCUUUCGUUCAGGAUUUUCAAACUACAAGCUGUAUAAUUUCCGCGUGCGGAAAAGCGUACAUUUCUUUGCGGUAUUAAGAGGAGAUCAUAUGGGGUUCAUAAAAUUAAACAGUGAAUUUGAGCCACAUUGUUAACUUUACAAGCUACGUUGGUAAAUGCAGACACAGGACGUUUUAUGAGGAGCUACUUACCGGUAUUAAAAAUCUCACAGUUAGAAACUUUUUAAAACCCAAUUAUACCCUGCCUUCGAAUGCAAAAUUGAAAAAAGACGUAAUUUUAUAUUGAAGGAGCAAAAGAAUGAGUAAUUUAUGCAUGUUUUCCAUGAAAUAUAAUUGAAUCUUUAAGGACAUUGAAAAUUAACGAAAAUAUGCAUGCUACCUAAGUAGUCAUUUUUUCGAAGUAUGGUUUUUGGAUGCAGCCGGAGAGAAGUUCAUUUGAAAUCUGGCAUCCUGAGAUAACUGAAUUAUUGUAGAAUUAUGCUGUGCGAUGAUUGGUUUAACAACCUUAAGUAGUUAAUCUUUUCGAAACGAAAACGCAUUUCGGAAUUUCUGCUGAGUUUUCAUGAGUUAACCCAAUUACUGUAUAAGUCUUAAUUAGUCGUAGCAAAAUCAAGUAAUCGAGAACCAGUCCAAAUCGGUGAACUCAAGCCGGUAGGGCUGAGUUAUGUGGCCCCCUAAACAGGGCAGUAGAAUUGGCGUGCCCUCCUCCAAGUAAUAAAGGUGGGCCUGUGCAUAAUUCUAUAACGGUCAAAAUAUUCUCGUGUUCUAACCCCUAAUAGACAGCUAAAUCAUUGCCCUAAUCUUGGCCCCAACCCCCUCCCCCUAAACCUUAACUCUGCAGUCAACACUCGCCCCUACCUUAACCCUUAAUUUGAUCCUGGCUCACCUAGCCCUAAACCUCAUCCUUAACCUAACCCCAGCCCUAAACCUAACCCUAAUUUCCCUGGAAGUUGGCUCAGCGACACCCGUAUUGCCGGCAGUUCCUGUUCUCAUAUCCUGUUUGGGGGACAAUAUAAGUUAGUCCUACCCACAAGCCUCAUGUAACAUCAUAUAGUCCCGGUGACAGUCGAUGUAUUGUAGUAAGAGCCGGUGACCUCAAUACCCAUUGAACCUCGGUUCAAACCCUCGAAUGCAUUAGCACUGGCCAACAACAUCAAAUAAGGCAGUUCCAUCGAAAGUCGGGCGCCUUAGUCAGGAAGUGAGUCAAGCCUGAUCUGGUUAUUCUGGCCCCCAAGCCGACCGAUAAGCGUGUCAUAAGCCCAAACGCGAGGGGGUGACAAAGGGGUUUCGGCGCAGCAUUCAGGCUUGAUUAAACUUGAGUUUGCCGUCAAACCGCCCUUGUGCCAUCCCUGUGAAGGUCAACCUGCGGCAGAUGGGGAAGACAGGUGUCAACGCUCCCUCUGCUCGACCGUCGAUAUCAUCUGCAGGGAUGAUGGAAUUAAAUUUCCCCAUCACUCAAAGCGUCAGCUGGCAAACCUUCACAUCGAGGGGAAUGAACAAAGUUUUGUGAGGCCAUUACCAGCCAGAAAAGACAGGAACUGAGUCUAAUAUUUUCUGUGAUGCUGUUGGAAGACAAGGGGGGAGAGAGUCGAAGUCCUAUCUAUCCUUUAAGGCCUAAAUAUACACCUCAACCCGAUAUGUAUAUCUACCGUGUCGUGACUGGGAAAAGUGUCAUCUUACGAUGGAAAUUAUUGAAACUGCCAUCGGUGAGAACUCCGUGAGAAUAAAACCCUCCUUGGAACGAAUAAGCGCCGCCUUAGUUCUGGACAAUGAAAUCUUAUUAUCAGAAUCCUGCGGUAAUAUUUUGUAUUACGGUUAAAGGCAACAAUAAGGGAACUUCCACCCAAGUUAGUUACUUAACUAGGCCAAUCGGCCAACUGAAUUCUGACAUGUAAAUGAUGAUGCCUGAUUAAAAAAUAAAAGGCGAAAAUGCCUACUCACAGCAUAUGUAAGACAGCCUUCAGAUCCGGAGAAAAGUCUUUUAAAGAUUUUUCAGAGGGUGAAAUCACAUCGAAAGGGCUUAAACUCUCCAAUAACAUGGCUUAGAUACCCCUUUGAGCGGAGCCUGUAGAUAAUCACGAAAUCCUGAAAUUCGAGACAGCUGGAUCCCAACAAGUCGGCUGUCAUUUGUGAACGACGCUCAUUCAUCUAACCUGAUUGAAACUGAGAGCCUACAGUCCACCCUAGCGGUCUGAUUGCGCCUAGCAGUCAAUAAUGCCAACCUGUUGCUCAUGGAGACAAGGAAUACUGGAAUGACAGAAUAGUAUUACCGACAAAGACAGGACGGUAAUAACAUUCUGCCUGUAUCAUGCGCCGCUGUGCGGCUGCUGAUGGGGCUCGAGUGAAAACCCGGAAGGCACAACGCGACGAGUGAGUUCCUUAGAAACGAUCCGUGAGCGUCCCUCUACCAAUACUGGAAUGGUCGAUCUCAUCUGAUUAGCCGUCACCAGCCAACCAUGAUGGGUUAGCUAAUCAUCGGACAUUUUAAAGCCGAAUAUCACCCAAUCGAGCUUUAAGCUGACAUCAUUUAGGCUGAGGUCGAUAAUACUUAGAGUUAUAUAAUAGCGAAGUUCGUCAACUAGUUCUUCUUUCAGGGUGGAUUUGAGAUUUUAUGAGGUGCCCAUAUUACAACUAAAAUGGCUUUAGUCUCAAACCAGCGACGUUUAAUUGUUCACAUUCUUCGGUUGUGAGGUUCAGCUUGAGCCCUUCUAGUAGAAGGAUCUGUGCCUACAUUUAGAGAGUUUGUGUAACACUACAAGUGUCGGCGAAAUAAAUACUGCUGGCUAAAGUUCCAUCCUCAUGAACUUAAGUGGCAAUAAAGGAUUUUCUUCUAGUUCGCCUUAAUCAGAUCGACUUUUUGCUCGUUUGAUUGGUUUGUCAUCUUAAAUGCAGGACGUAAGGCUACCCACCCCCCCUCCCCCGGCUUGUAUAAGAAGGGCAAACAAAAGUAGUAACUCUGUGAAGUUGCGGAGGAGGCUGAAGACAUCUUCAGUGGGCGAGUACUGUCGCCUGUGACGAGAUCAAUUUGAUUAAUGGACUUGAUCAGAUGUCUGGCCAUGCAGGCUGGAUGCAAGGUCGAAUAUGUGAUCGGCUUGGCCGUAACUCCCGUUUGCUCCAUUUAAAAACCAUAUUUAAACCAUUAAGACGCAGACGGUGCCUACCCCACUUUGUGUCGGCUAUUGAAAACAGAAUUCCUUGGUAGUUUUGGAAUUAUGGCAGGAGUGCUGCUACCGCGUAAUAUUCAUUAACUGCCAACAGGCAGCCAGGCUGCACGAUAAACCACAGUUGACAGCACACGUGCUUGGCUAAAUUUCAGUCUAAGCCUUAAACUCUCGAUUUGACUAAUCUACUCCAAAUUGGCUGUUGAGUUCUAAGGGAAUUAAAGAGCCACAAGUUUUUUUAGCCCGUAGCUCGUCCAGGAACUUAGGAAUGGCCAUCUCUGCUUCUGUUCGGCUAACGUGACGGCUGCGCUCAGCACAGUCUCUAGGAGCCACAGAUGUCAGAUAGACCCCGGGCGGGGGAGGGGGUCAGAAUUGAGUGACCACCGUUAAAAUGACUACUCCCCACCUGAGUACUUCAUGCACCCGCAGUUUUCCUUGGCAUGUGCUUUUGAUGUUUCAGCUGUGGUUAUAUGAGACCUUGGAAUAAGAUGUCACCAUGUUUCUGCGCAUAGUACAAAACCCACCUUGAUAGCAAAACUGCAGAAGAGGGAUAUUGCAAAAUAUAAUUGAUAAGUAAGUCUGUCCCGCUAUCAAGGUCGCCCCCGGUCAUGCUACUCCGCAUGCUUAUUAGACAACUUAACCGCAGGCCUAUGUCUUCUCUCAUUUACUAAUUGUAGUCACAUUUGCUCAUUUAAGUCAUCCAUAUGCAGUAACACCCCAAAAAUGACUGGAGUUGCGUCCUUAGAUGCUUACAUACAUGAACGUCUACCGUCCGUUACCAUGUGCCUCCCGGGUCUUCUCUUGUGAGCGCACUUUCUACAAGACAUUGAGUGUAAUGUCGUGAAGCCACGGAUUCAGGAGGGCGAAUUUACGGGGUUUCACAGUGCGUCACAGUGCACUUUCCACCGUCAACUCUCGAUAUGACUCUUUAGAGUUACCUUUCGAAAGGCGCUUUCCGAUUUUCAGGUAUAUGUACAUCGUGGCUGUCAAACAAUCGGAAUGUCACUAACAUUGCACGCUCUCGGGGUGGCAUUAGUAAAUUAAUCCUCUCGAUUUUCACUCGAAGACAGACAUUUACCAGACGCGAAGGAGGCUGAAGACAUCUUCAGUGGGCGAUUACUGUCGCCUGUCGAAAGUAUUAUGUGACGAGAGCAAUUUUGUUAAUGGAUUUGAUCGGAUGUCUGGCCAUGCAGGCUGAAUGCAAGGUCGAAUAUGUGAUCGGAUAGGCCGCAACUCCCGUUUACUCCAUUUAAAAACCAUAUUUAAAUCAUUAAGACGCAGACGGUGCCUACCCCACUUUGUGCCGGCUAUUGAAAGCAGAAUUCCUUGGUAGUUUUGGAGGUAUGGCAGGAGUUCUUCUAGGGACGACAUUGCCCAUGAGAAUGUUUAGUAUUCAGUACCCUGCUUUACUAGUAAUUUUUAAGGUUCAAGUAUCCUGUUUGAUGCAUGCCUUGGUAGAAAAAAUAACUAUGACAGCUCAAUUCACACAAAUGCAGCAGAAACAGCUCAACCUACUUUCAGGGGGGAACUUACUACUUACGGGUGAAUGUUAUCCCUGAGAAAAACCGGAUAUUUAAAGCGUUGAAUUGUUUUAAACUUUAUAAUCAAGAGGGUUCAGAUAUACUGAUAUCUUAUUUUAAACAUUCCUUGGAGAAUAAGGCCAUGGCAGUCAAAAGAAAAACUCCUACCGCAGAAGAGUAAGCAAAAUAAGGAAACUCAGCGACGCCCAAAAACUCUUACUGUGAUUUGGAAACUUAGUGGGGUUAUAGGCCUUUUAGAGGAGUUUGCGAAUCCAACUGGUUAGUUUAGGUUUUUGCACGCUCUGUUGGCUGCUCCAAAAAGUUUUUUUAUUUUCUAUUAGAUAAUUCGAUAUAGCGUAUAGCGUCUAGAGGAAGACGUCAUUUUCACUGGAACGGAAGAGUAGAGCUUAGAGCGUCUUUCGUCUCGGGUGUCGUUAAAUUACCUGCUGUCUGACAGCGUAUUUCGCCUAAUUUCAAUAGAUUUUUGGCGAAGAAUCGGGUAUGUAAGGCCGGGAGGUCAUUACUUUCGUUGAUCGAUCGGAGGUCGCCUGCUCACACCACCUUGCAUCGGGGUUGCACAGAAACCUGAAGCAGCCAUCAGGCGCCAAGCCAAUAUGCCGAAAGACCCACUAUCAAGUCAGGAGACGGCUGAAGUCUUUUACAGGAUCUGGCACGGUUACUAAAAAAGCAACUGCGUCAGAGGAACUUGGAGACUACUCCGGAUGCGAAUAACCGAACAUGCAGUGGCAGUGGGGGAGAAUGAAGCUAACUCUCAUGUCGCGGCUCACUCGACGGGACCUGGCCGAAAUUCUCGGGGGAGGGGACAACCGCACGAACCGCGAGCUGCCUGAGUCAUGUUUCUCCAGACGUUUAUUGACGUGGCGGUGGGUCUUUCGGCAUAGUGACCUGGUUACUGAAUGUUGUUUCUGGCUUCUGUGCAACUCCAACGCCAAGUGGUGUUAACAGACGGCUCCCAAUCGAUCAGCGACCGUAAUGACCUCCCCUUCCCAUAUGCUUUGCUGAGACUUUGCCCGGGAACCUAAUUUGUCCUGCUUGAAGGGUGCGGUCGACCGACAGUUCCAGUAACAGCGAAGAAAAUCGCCGAGUCCUUAUCACGCCAGGAAUCCACAGUAGUAAUCUCAAUUCGACAAUUAACGACUCGUAUGCGGACUAACAGGCCACCGCCGCAUCAAUUACCUGCCUCAGCGAUGAGUGAGGGAACUGCCAAUUAGACUGGGCAUACGUUUGCAUUGUAGUCACGGCCUAUAAAUACCGUACUUGGUGUGGCUCUAUCAUUCUUAUCUGGGACUGCCUUUGGUGAUGUGUUCGAGCCAGAAUCGAAAAGUCAUGCCAACAAAUCUCUGAUUCCAGCGACCGCAUUUUCUUCUUCUGAACCUAACUCUAACCCUUAAAUCACAAAUUAACCCUAACCUUACCACUAGCAUUAAGGUUAGACUAAUAUUAACGCUAGCGCCUUAAGUAAACUUAUUCGGGGUCUUAGGAAUGGAUCCUUUUAAGUGUUAAUAAAACUACCAGAGCUACGUUCACCUUGCCGUGUAGCGUCAUCUGCAAUCUGUUUCCAGGAAAACCAUAACGAAAUAGACCUAAAUAAAAUAUGUAGGCAAGUUUUAAGGAUAAACCUAGAUAAGAACAGACUAGAAAACUUCAUCGUUUUGUUUUUUGACCAAAACUGUGUACGGGUAGACAGUUACAUUUGCUCAGCGUCAUAAUCAAUUCCUAAAACGAAAAGUAUCGCGAGACGGUUAGGGAGUCUCCUACAUACUACGGGGACGGAAUCUGCAUAGGAUAUGUUCACCCAGUUUGUCUUGCCUAAGAACUUACCAGUCUGCUAGUAGGCUCCUUUGAUUGUUAUUUCGGAGUGUUUUGUAAUGCGUGUGGACAAUCUCUUCUACUGCAAUGCAUUUCACUAAUAAAUGAGGAUGAAAAGAAAGGCUAAGAAAUGUUUUUAUUUUAAUAAUAAUAAUAAUAGGACCUUCAAAUAAUGUUUCCACUCGAUAAUAAAACGACAAGUGGACGAGAUGCGAGUGCCGGAAUAAAAAAAUCCACGGUGACUUUUAUGAUGACAUGCCGAACAGUUGUUUCUGGAACGUAGUCCCUAGCUUAAACCUAAUCGUCCGAAAACCCCAACUGAUCCACCUUCUCGUCUGCGGGUAAAUGGAUGCAAUGUUAUUACCUCCAAUUCCUUUUGACAUUCUCACUCAAAGCUUUGCAUUGACGGGCAAAAGGGCAGUUUUGGGAAUUUUUUAGCUGACACUGCAACUUUUAAAGAUUCGAUGAAAUAUCCGGAGUUUGCAGUUAGGACCCCACUUUUAGUUUAUUCGGUCUGGAUAUGGAGAGAGAGAGAGAGAGAGAGAAAGCAUGUAUGUCUACUGCUCUUGCAUGUUCGACUUGCUUCAGUAGACAUGAAAGAGCUGUUAGGCUUUUGAUGUCUUCCCCUCUCUCAAUCAAAAAAUUUCUAAUGCACUCUUUAUGACUUUUCCAUCAAAGGAGUUUUACAGUUUACAGAGGCCGCCGACUGUUGGCAAACCGACAACUUCCCCCUCCUCCCAGCCUCAUGGCCACAAAGAUUUCUCAAAAGAAGGCAUUUUAUUGCUGCAGCCCCCGCUUGCGGUUUGGGGUUGAGUUUGAAAAUUUGUAGGGCGCUUUGGGCCGAUAAGACAAAAGGUCAGUGUGCAAUCGUUUCUUCCCAGUGAACCUGGGAUAGUGGUGACAAAGGUCCAGCGGUAGUACUGAUAGUAGCAGCUGCAGUAGGAGUAGUACUACUAAAAGUAGUAUCAAAACUGUAAUGGCGCUGAUAUCAACCAAGAGGCAGUAGGGUGUGAAUGGAGGAAAUGGGGUGAUACACCCUUCUUCAUUGCACACGUCGCCUACAAUGUUUCUUCUUCUCUUCCUCCUCCUCCUCCUCCUCCUUUUCAUCCUCCUCCUUGUAAAACAUGUGGACUUGUGAAUAGCAGAGAUGCGCGAAGGACUAGUCCACGUAUUUUCCUUCUCGAGUAACACAACAGUUUCAAUCUACCACCAAAGGCAUGUCACAGAGAGAAAGAAUGAAAGAGGAAGGAAGACCUUCCGUUCCAGAGUCAACGCUGACCCCUUGGAGUACCUGUGGGAACGGGGGUGGUGGGUUGUGAACAGUGCCUUACCUAGGAGGCAGCCCACCCAACACCGAGCUACUCUCUACCUCAUCUGUAAUUUUGAAUAGGAGGAGGAGGAGGAGCAUGAUGAGGACUGUUUUGCGCUCAUCAAGCUCUUGCUCACAGCCUUCGCCUGCCCCUUAGACCUUUCAUCUCGGUCUCUUUAAUUAUGUUUUCUUGUUCUGUCCAGGAGCAGGAUGGGUCUCGCUCUGGGUAGGGGGGGGAGGAGGGGGGUUGAAAGAGAGGAGCACUGCGUGUGCAUGUGUGCCGGGAAUUUUCUCAGUCAUGAGUCCAUGUGUUGCUUUCCAAACAUGCGCUGCCGCCCGCAGCACAUAGAGCACUCCUGGAGUGGACGAGAAACGGUCAUUCAGUCGAGAUUUCUCGUACCCGGUCGAUGCUGUCCAGAUUGCGCUUAAGGCAGGGGAGCGGGGGCAGAGUUGUAGGUUAAAAGCUAAGGGAUAAAAUCUUCGGCCUUGAUGUUCAAACAACAGCACAUUUUGCUUCUUAGACAAGGCAUUCUUUUUUGCCUAAUUAUCCGCUAUACUGGGCGCCUAGCUGUUUUACUAGUAUUUAAAAGUUUCCCAAUAAUCACCUAAGGGAGAAAACGCGGCAAAUUAGAAACCAAAAUAUCUUUCCGGUAACUGGACUAUUCGGAGAGGCCCAUCUGCCAAAACUAAGACAAAGUUCGUAGCCUAAAGAACUUUAAAAAGGGCACAAUGUAGGCUACUUGAGGGGUUUCACUUGGUUGGGUGGCUCUUCCAUCUUUCUCUUCUCUAUGGAUAGAGGGAUGUUAUUAGUUUAAACUAUUAUCUUAGCAGAUAAUCAUACAUUGUUUAAAAUAAUGAACAUUUUCAGUGCUUCAAACUCGGUGGUUCAAGCAGUUAAGUAGACCUUAGUGUGAAUUCGAUGCCAAGUGAAUUCCUGAUGCAUUUCCUGCAUGUUUCGUGUUGUUUUUAGUCAAUCCUUUUAUUUGCAGUCAGUUAUACAAAGUCACUAGUCUAAAUUAGAAUUCAGAAUGCAGCCCCACGGAUAGAAACCUAUGAAAGAGAGCUAACAGAUAAUAUCAAUCCAACGCCUGCAGAAAUAUGGGCUAGAUCGCAAUCGGUAGCCAGACCCCGUAUUACAGGUAGCGGAGGGUUUGUUUACUGGGGCUAUUUCGUGGGGUUCCAUAAUCGCAUCUGACCCAUUUGGCUUCCGUUUUACGUUUGAGGUUAGAAUUAGGGUACUGGUUAAUAGAUUUUGAAUUUCGGGUUAGGGUUAUUCCUUAAGGUUUAGGUUUUCGGGUUGCGGUUAGGGUUUGAGCGUACGAACAGGUUUCAGUAUUACUGUUGGGUUUUUCAGUUAAGGCUAUGUAUAAGGGCUACGGUAACGUUUACGAUUUCGGUAAGGGUUAGGGUUGCCGUUAGGGUUAACAGUUAGCGUUAAAGGUUGAGGUUAGGGUUAGUAUAAGGGUUAAGCUUAGGAUUAGGAUUAAGGUCGCCGUCCGCUUCCCCCAUUCCUGGCUACCAACUGUGAUCUAGCCGAAAUAUGAAUUUAGGUGACAUGAAUGAAGAGGCGGGGUCGCGAAGGGAAUGUACGCUUGAUUUUACUGAAACCCAUCCCUUCAGCCAUAAGGUACUUAUAAUGCGACGGGUAGAGCAGUGGCGAGGCGAAGAGGAGACUCAACCUCGGUUACUAAACGUUCUUGACUCAGAGAAAAUGCCGGUAGACCGGUCAGCGUACCCUGGACGUCAGUGUAGUGGCUCAUAGGAUUGUGAUGCACCUCGUUUCUAUUGCCGUAUGCGUCCUCCCGAAAAACAAUCUGGUGUGUUUUUUACCUCGUAGCUUGUUCACUUCCUGCUAGUGCGGCCCUUAUCGCACUCCCACGCAUCUGAGUUCCUGGCUGACCCCAAUAAAACCCCGGUUUGCACAAUAAGACCAGCUCGUGUGCAGCCCAUGUAGACGGGCUACUUAUCUUCGUCAGCCAGAGCGUCCGAGCCCACCUCCGGUCGGCCCGACAUUGUCUUGCCAUCGGGGCCUGGUGGGUGGGGAAGGGGAGAGUGUACUAGCUACCGUGCAAGCGCGUCCAACUGUAAAAAAAUUUACGUGCAAGUCGUUGUGCUGCGUCCGCCAACGUCGCGGCGCACAUGGUGGAUAUCGUCGCCUGCAAUGAUCAAACUGUCAACUCGUAAGCGAAGGCAAACUUUCGUGAUUGCUUCUGUACUGCAGUCAAGACCCCACAACACACGGAACACAGCCCAGGCAGUUGCAGAGGUCUCCUGACAGUGUGGUAGGCAGCACCUUUAACGGGCCAUUUGGAACACUAAGCGCCACCUGAGUACUCGUGCGUCCGACGAUGAUACUUCCCUUUCCCCUCCACUGUUCCAAACUUGUAGGGGAGUAUUAGGAGGCAUUUCUCCAGCCUUGACUAUAGGUAGAAGGUGAAAAUUCGUUAGAAUACUGCGUUGUCAACAGGAUAGUUCGAAUAAGCCUUACUUUCAGUGUUAUGCAAACACUUUCAUCUGCGAACUUGGGAUCAUCAGCGACACGGUAACUCCUUGUUCUGAUACAUGGGGAUCAGACAAUCACACAUUUCGCGUUAAGGGCGCGAUUAUGAUCAAACAUUGUGCUUAAAAGAGAUGUUCUCUCACAGGCAGUGACUUCGUCAGUUCUAUUUAUUCAUACUGAUGCGCAAUUCUCAAGAAAAUGAACAUUUUCCUCAAACUAUUUCACCGUUACCUCAACUUUUUGACAUUGUGUAAUUAGCCUUUGAUGUUUUGCAAAGGUUCGGAUCGUUUCGUCUACUCGUUGUGGGCCUGUUAUCUCCAUAACAUAACCUCCAUUUCACGAAUUUUUGACGGCAAGGUUUUCCCGUUUAAGGAAUUGUGAAGACAGAAAUUGCCACGUAUUCUAUAACACAAAAAGAAAAAAGAAUCAAAGGACAGAAGGCUAAUUUCCAUGCUUACUUAAUUCUUACCUGAAGUUCCAAAUCGUGAAAAACGGCCCCCGCCGAACCAGUUCACCUGUUGACGCGUUUGGAUGCCUACUUUAACGAUGCCCAGAAGCGAACUCUAGCGGUGGUCUCCAAUGCGGGCUAAUGGACUCGAUGUGGCCUUAUAAUCCUUCUUGAAGAAGUUCUCGAUUCUGCAAAAAAACUGUUGUUUUCCUCUUAAUCUGAUAUUUUUAUUACAGUGCUGUCGUCUGUCAGCCUUUAGAAAAAAAAGAGAGGGAAGAAGAAUAUAAGGACAGCCAAGGCGUGACAUUGAAGUUUUGUGACACCACCAAAAUAGACGCAAAGAUUAAUGUUACUCCCGCUCAUCCAACGCUUUAUUUUAGAAAAACUCCUCUCACAAAAUAGAACAGUAGCUUUAGCAUCGAGCUAAAAGAAGGCCUCCGAGGAUUCAUCGGAGCGUUUUUGAGGCCGCUAUGCUGUCAGAUUUCCUCCCCUGAAAGCUUCCCGAAGCAAGCUAAUUGACGGUUGUUUAUGUUGAUUUAUCUAUGCGAAUGGGGCAAGGUUACGAACGGGGGAAUAACCUUCAUGGCAAAGUUACGCCACCGUCCGAACGUGUGUGUGGUGGGAAUUUGUGGGAUGCGAAGGGGGAGGGACGGUGGGGGCAUUCGACGUCAAGCCAGUAAAUCAUCGCUCCACCCCCACCCAUCAGUAUGUCCUCCUGCGUCCCCUCCCCUCACCUGUCCCUCGCAGUCAAACCUAAGCUCAAGUGUGAGCGCACAGUUAAGCACUGCUUAGGAGAGCUCUCUCCCCUCGUCGUUGUUAGUUCUCUCCUUACACUUGCCUCUGACAGGCGGAAAGUGGGUUCCCAUGGGUGCGUGGGAGACGAAGUAAUGCCAGCCUCGCCUACACAGUUUUGCCUUAUCAAGAAGGCUGACUGCGUUAGCUGACUUGGCUAUGGGAGCCUGCAUCUGGUUAGUGAUUUGGGCAAGGCUCCUUGUUGACUGUUUUUUCUGGAAGAGAUUCCAAAUCCCUUUUUGUCCUUUCCAGCUUCGUCGGAAAGCAUUUGCAGAUAAGGCGUCACUCGCUACUGCCUCCUAUUAAGUAGACCGUCUUAGGCCAAAACUAACAGUCCGGUGACGAAUAAAUCGUCUGAGCCACUUAACUGCUUUUCCUCCUGGAAUUCAUUGCAACAAUUAUCGUACGCACCGCCGAAAUUUAGAGUCAUAGAAGGUGUGCUCUCCAAAGAUGACAAAUUACUGCGAGUAAGAUGAUCCGAGUUUCGGGAAUCGGGCGAAUCUUUCAGCAGGCCUGCACCCCAAGAACGUUCUCUGUUAAAGUUGUGGAAGAGAAGUUAGGCAGGAGGUAGUUUCAUUUAUUACGUUGAAUUUUCGGGUUAAUUCUCGAAGUUAAGGUGGGGUUUGAUUGGAUAGAUAUGGGUUUUUGCUCAUUUUCCUUGACAACUAUUGGCUAUCAGAAUGGGCAAAGGUGGAUGACGUAAGACAGCAGCUUCCGAGUCCCCUUCUCCUUUGACUAAUUUUAAUACAGUGCCUUAAAGUCGAUGUUCGGAGCUGAAUAGGAUCACUUCAAAAUAUUCUGCAUAAAAUGUUCUCUGGGUCGAUGUUCUUGACCAUCCGGAGGGACUUUCCAGACGUAUCAUAUCACGUUUGAAUUCGGACUCCUUUCAGUGAAGACGAACCGAAAAUGGAACGAAGGAGAUGGCCUCAGUUGACCAAAGAAUGUAGCUACUAUUACGCCUGCUUAACUUUAACAAGGGCGGUGAGGGAGAGGAAGUGAGAGAACUCUAAAAACUCCACUCGGGGUCCAGAAACGUCUAUGACUUACGACAGCAUCGGAGCGUGCCUCGGCAUCCUUCGUCCGAAUGCCAGGGCUGGCCUCUUUUCUCACGGUCUCACUCAAUCUCGCACACUCGCUCGUCAAAAUGCCUUCGGUGUUAGCGCAACACGCCCAAAUUAACUUAGGCGUGAAUCCGGUCCCUCUAAUCAAAUUCCCACACGCACGGUUGUGUGCUGACAACAGCCCGCCACCCUCCUUCCCCCAGUUCCCCGAUCCACCAUCCGUCGAGGAGAAGCGAGCAGGUUGGGUGGGGGGAGGAGCGGCAAGCUGGCGGUAGCAGAGAAGGUGGUGAAAACCGACGCCGGGGCGGUUAGUAGGGCUAGAAGGAGGCGGGAGAGGAUGAGCUGGAAAACAAUUAUACCGCUGAAAAUCAAAUCAACGCCUUCUGUGCCUCGGUCGACUUCCCUGAGGAAGGGACGACGAGAGGAUGAAACAGUAUGGGCAAUUGCCUGAGCCCGCGAACGAUGAAAAUCGAAACAUUCACGGCCAGUUUCUGUUCUCGACUCGGUUGGAAAAUUAGCGGAAGAGCAAUGAGGAACGGGGUGUAUUGUUUUGGCCUUGACUGGCUUCCUCGUCGGCCAUCUUACCGUCCACCACCCCAAACCGGAUUGGAGGACAGCGUUCAAACAGGACUACGAAGUCACAAGCAAGUUGUUCGCUUUGUCAGCAGAAAGGUCUUCCUUGAAAGGGUCGAUGAUCCGUUAUUGCAUCAACUUUCUGACCAACGAAAGGCCCAUUUGGCCUCCCUUAUAAGAUCAAAACAGCAGUAAGCAGAGCUUAUAAAUAAAGGCCCAUAGACAAACGACGUGUAGGACUGUGGCAUAACCACAGGCAUUCGUGGAGCACUUAUAUACGUUAAGAGUAGUGUCAUAAGAUGGGAUCUGAGACAGGCAGGAAACUUAAGUCACUGGAGGGAGAAACGCGAAAUGUCUAGACUCGUUAAAGCUCUUAAGGCAAACUGCAUGGAAAGUACUCAACAGAUCUACUUCCUGAACGCAUUUACUAGCGAUAAAGAAAGGGAGAAGUCGAAAGCAGAUGACGAUUUAAUCGGGAGAUGUUUUCCUAGUUCAGCUGGUUGCACACGACGACGGACCAACCAAACUUGGUUUUUAAAAGUCCACUCCCCAGUUGUCAAAAGAAGGGCAGCGCUGUUCGGUUUUAACUUUUGAACUUUCCUGGAAAGUUUCAGCAAUGCGAGCGCUGAUUUUCCAAGCACGGUGGGAAUCGUUAACUCAAAAUUAUGAGACUUGCCGUCUGAGAAGGAUCAGAUACACGCGAACCGGUGGAAUGGUUCCUUACCGUAACAGCCACUCGAGGCUUUCAUUAUCGAGUUUUGCUAGUGUCAACCCUAUUCCUUUGUGGAGCUUUAAGGAAGUAAGAGCCUGUGGAAUUAAUUGGCAAAGAAUGCCUUAAAAGAAGCGAAGUGGCGAGUUCCAGAAAGUAGUCGCAAAGAAGGAGACACGAUCGCUGGGACAAAACUUUAUAGCAUGACGUUUCGGAUUCCCCCUCGAAUCCAUCAUCAGAGACAGGUUCAGAUAAGGGUACGGUUGACCACUGUUCCUGGUGUCAAUGUCGGCGAGGAGAAUUGUCCAAGAGUCCGCACGGCUGACGAAAUCCAGCAGUCAGCUACUCGACCGCGUGCGAUGAGCGCGGGAGCCGAUAAUCUUGACCGGCACGUAGGCGCACGGCGACCGCAUGACACCUGAAUACCCGGCCAGUCGAGCAGUGAUGCAUUCGGGAGCUGCCAACUGUGGUAGACAUGUACCGACCUAGCAAGUACACCCUAAAAUUACUGCAACCUCUGGGAAAUUUACUACCCCUAUCUGGCACUGUCUCCAAGGAUGGAUUCGGGGGAAAAUCUGAAACGUCAGGCUAAUAAAGCUCUCUUUCCAGCGAUCCUGUCUCCUUCUUCGAGAAUGCCCUAAAAUUCCUCCGCUCAAGCCGUAUUUCUCUAUUUUUACCGAUGAUCGUCGACGAAGUCCACCAUGUGCAGCACGGCAUAGUAGGCGCAGGACUAUGACCUGUGCGCGACUCAGAUCAUAGUGAUGGUCGACUUGCGCAGCGUCUAGUGCACCCUCUCCCUCCUCACACAUCUGAAUCCAUUGUCAGGACAGAGCCAAGAAGAUCAAAGUCGGACUCGGGUUCAGUGACUGACAAAGUCUAACAGCCCGUCUACACGUGCCACACAUGAUCCGGUCUCACAUUCAUGUGUCAAGUUUUUUUACAGGACAACGAGACGGCUCGGAGCUCAUCUGGGUGGGGGUGCUGUAGAGGACACAGUAAGAAGGAACCAUCCAGUCUGAAUCCCAGUCGUUGACCCAGUCGCCCCGUAAGCGUGUUGAGUUCUAACCACGAGGACGAAUCCAAAAAGUACUGGUUGAGCAUACAUCGCUGAUUUCGCUAAUUGGCUGUCAUAACGUCCUCAACGAUGGCUUUCAUGCACAUGUGUGCGUCAGACCAGUUUCCUUAAUAGAAACGAGUGUCACUCUCGAUGUGCCAAGUCUGUGCAAAGUCUAUGUGAUCCCAAUUUGUCAAAUAUUUCCACUUUGUGACUCCUCUGUCCGUGAAACACGUUUUCUGCUCACACAACUUAGUUGCAAACUGUUGAGCUUUGGGCUGAUUUCCUUAUCUAGUCAUAACAGUCAGUAGUAUAAUGAAAGUUCAACCAUCGUUACCGACAAGGUCCACACCGUUUGCUUCACAGCAGGACAAGAGUAGGGACGGUAACUUGCGCGCGGGUCAGUUUAUAGUGAUGGUCGACUUACGAAGCAUCUACCGCGCUCUCUCCUCCCCAAUUCGGCCCGAUGUCAAGACAUAUUCAAGAAGAUCGGGGCGGGAGAGAACGCAGGUGUCGGAUACGAUGAAAACCCGCGCCUAUACGUACCACUACAAUGGCUAGGAUUUUACACAACAAGAAAAAAGGAAGCGGCAGGGAUCUCAGUGGGCGCGACGCGAGCCUGAAACCGGGUCCCUGAUCAUAGUUGUUAUGGGUGCGCAUUCCUGAUAAUGUCUGGCGGAUUCCGGCUCAGCCCCUGAGUUAGUCCAUCGCAUCUAUCGCGUGGCCCCUUUUAAGGGCGAACCCUAUUAAGGACACUGGGUCACAGCGAAGUGCAUAUAUUCAGUUCUUUUGCACUGCUUUACACGAAGGUCGUGUGGAUCAUACUUCUCGAAUCCUCUGUAUUCCAUCUCAUUUCGGGUAGAAACCUCAGCACUGUUGGGCGCAACAGUUAUGGGAACUCUGCUGUCAUUUAGCCUGGGCCUUCCUCUGCGACUUCCUUCAUCAAACAAUUUCUGCCGGUCUUAGUAACACAAUAAUCGAAGCGGUUGCCAAAACACACCCCGGGGUCUAACCUAACAGUGGGAUGGUUUCAUACCGCAAAAUUAUCACGACCGACUUCACACUUACUCAGAACAACCUGCCCCGCAGAAGACCAAUGAAGUUCAGGGUAAUAGGCCCACUCUUGCCAGGAGAGGACGAACUUAUUCGUACGCAAAGGUUUUUUAUUUGUAAGUACGAUUAAUAUUCACAUGGCUGGCUUUCGAACCUGUAACGUCUGGUUUUUGUCGUUUAUUCUAGUUUAUCGUUUCCCGUGAUGGAAACUGUGGGCUCAACUACGAACAUUCGGUCGCUGAAGGCAUCGCCGUUAUUAGACUGAUUGAAUAUAUCCUACAGUACAUGUAAGUUCUGUGCAGUUUCAAGAUUAUCGAUUAAUUUGAUCCACCAAACAUAGCCAAAGUUGUUUCAGGCUGACCUUCGAGUGACAUAAUCCCUCAUGCCCUCAACUUUUAUAUUUGCAUUUGGUAGUGUGUGGCAUUUUGUCGGCCUCAUUCGAGAUGAAUAGCCAUAUCUGAAGCUAGGUGUACCCAAACGUUAAUCCUCAGUGUGACCCUUAUAGCUAGAGGCAUCCACACAGCCGGAAAUUCUAAACAAUCAGCAAUCGAUAGGUAUUAUCAACAACAAAAUCAGCGAACCACGUGUCCGGACUUAUUGCUAGUGCCUGUACUGUCAGUACGGUGAAUCGUUCGAGGUUUGUGUGUUACUGACUGUCUACUGAGAGGUUGUAAAUAUUACAUGCUUGUUCCACCGAAACCGACGGAUUUCAGCUCAAAUGUUCAUAUUAACUUUCGGAGCUAGCCUAAAAAGCUUUGUCCCAAAGCAGUUACUUCCGGCUGGCUCAUUGAUUUUUGAGGAAAUAAAAAAACCUAGUGAAUAUCAAAGUGGCUACGUCUGACGAAUUCGUCGUUGGAUGCCGGCCGGAUGUCUAAUUCAUGCGAGUGAAACCCGACCCGUGAACUGCACUCCACUUGGUCAUUCAGCUUGAUGCUCAAUCCUUUCAAGCUAUUGGCUCUCACCGCCUUCGUGUGCUAUCGGAGCUAUUCAGUGGCACAUAAAGGGGCCGUCUACCGACAGAGGAGGGGCGUUCGCAAGCUCAACGUAAAACAACGUGUGUAUGCUGCCGCCGCGUGACUUAGUAACAGCAAGAGUCGGCCCCCAUCUGCGGGGGAAGUGAGAUGAUGUCAUCCGAGUUUGAAGGCAAGACCCGCCCCCCCCCCCUGCUCUGUUGUCUGAAGUCAAACGCCCCACCGGGCAGACUGCACACAGACUGAUAGGCUCAAACCAGUAGCAUCAUGCCUGUUGCGGCCUGGGGGCACGGGAGGCUGACCAGACGCGGAGACGCGAGCGUACCCGAGGUCGCAUCUAACGCAGUGAACGUCGUGCCGGAGGCGAAAAAGCCUCAGAAGAGCUACUGCGCACGAUCUUCCUCCGGAACGUGCUUUAAACCAUCUAAUUCGUUAAAAAGCCCAAAAAUUUACGACUAAGUAUGACCUCCUUCUUCCCCGCCUCCCCGGGUGUAAAAUUUUACUCCAAACAAGUUAUGCUUAUUGUGAAAUGAACUCACCACAUCGCUUUCCAGCUUUGAAGAACAGCACAGGGUGCUGAAACUAGAGUUAGGGUUCAGACUAAACCCGACUAAGCCCAAUCACAUAAUCCUUAUCCUAGUACUCGUCCUAGCACAAAACCUAGCCCUAACCAUAAAUUCCUGCAGCAAACCCAACUCUAAACGUAAUUCCAACCCUCGUUGGAAGUAAGCUUGCCAGGGGUUCGUAAAUUCACCUAUUACGCUCAUGCACCUCAAGGUCAUAAACUGAAUAUUUGUCCACACGUAGGUGUUUCAACAAGUUUUUUCACCUCCAAAAAAAUCCGCUUUGACCUUGGCUUCCUAGCCGGGGCUGGUGCAAUCCCGUCAUUUCUGACUCAGACAGUAAACGCAAACAGCCGUCACAUCGCACGGUGGCUGUUUCCCGGGCCAGAUUCUCUAAACUGAGAGGCAAUAUGUCCCAAGGAAGAGCAGCACGCCAUUAAAAUCGGGUUCUAUACCAAUCGAUAUUGCAGCCCAUGCCCAGUAACUUCGCUCAUCUGGAACACACACUUUUGCAGCCGUAUUAAAUAUUUCCUAUGCUUUUCUGUAUAUUUCAUGCUUGGGAGGUCUGUCAGAAAGCCAACUAUAUCACUUUUUUCCCCAGUUGCCCAAUAACUUUAAAAAGGAAAAACUGUGUUCUGUAAAAUAGGAUUUCGUCGGGAAAAGAACUCACAAACAACACAAACUCGACCACUGUAGAUUUACAAAUACGCGCUUCUUCUGUGUCGUCUGUAGACAAGGCGUGAUUCUACGUUGUUCGUGUAGAUGACAAUUUUGUUUUCUUCCGCUAGGGAUGAGGUAAAGCGAUGGCGUCUCAUUAGACACCCUUCUAUUUGCGAGCUUCCAAAGCCCCGAAGGUUGGCCUGGAACACUGACCCAACAAUCACUGAAGCCAUUACGGAGGCACUGGCUGAAAUCGACAGGUAUGAACUGUCUGACAUCUUUACUCACCUCUACGUACGCACCCCUGUCUUCUGUCCCCUCAUGACUUCCAUUCAAGGCCUCUACGCGGACGUAGACAAAACCCUCAUUUGGUUCAUUUUUUCGAUUAUCAGCCGGACAGGGCACCUUGGGACUGAAAUAUGGGGCUGA
Molecule: messenger RNA, 55981 nt
Organism: Spirometra erinaceieuropaei
Lineage: Eukaryota; Metazoa; Platyhelminthes; Cestoda; Diphyllobothriidea; Diphyllobothriidae
Source: the annotation of a GenBank genome assembly